Oryctolagus cuniculus (rabbit) is the source of this 49088-nucleotide messenger RNA. The record is from RefSeq and is a predicted model, not a curated record. Lineage: Eukaryota; Metazoa; Chordata; Mammalia; Lagomorpha; Leporidae.
AGGAGAGGAAGAAAAAAAGAGAAGCCACAGAGAAACAACACCCAACAACUAGGAGGGGGGAAGAAAGAAAGCAAAGAAACCCACCCACCCAUCAAAAAAAAAAAAAAAAAUCCUGUGGCGUGCAGCCUGGUUCCUGGGAAGACUCGCCAGCACCAGGGGGUGGGGGAGUGCGAGCUGAGAGCUGCUGGAGAGUGAGCAGCCCUAGCAGGGAUGGACAUGAUGCUGUUGGUGCAGGGUGCUUGUUGCUCGAACCAGUGGCUGGCGGCGGUGCUCCUCAGCCUGUGCUGCCUGCUGCCCUCCUGCCUCCCGGCUGGACAGAGUGUGGACUUCCCCUGGGCGGCCGUGGACAACAUGAUGGUCAGAAAAGGGGACACGGCGGUGCUUAGGUGUUAUUUGGAAGAUGGAGCUUCAAAGGGUGCCUGGCUGAACCGGUCAAGUAUUAUUUUUGCGGGAGGUGAUAAGUGGUCAGUGGAUCCUCGUGUUUCAAUUUCAACAUUGAAUAAAAGGGACUACAGCCUCCAGAUACAGAAUGUAGACGUGACGGAUGAUGGCCCGUACACGUGUUCUGUGCAGACUCAACAUACGCCGAGAACAAUGCAGGUGCAUCUAACUGUGCAAGUUCCUCCGAAGAUAUAUGACAUCUCAAGUGAUAUGACCAUCAAUGAAGGAACCAAUGUCACCCUUACUUGUUUGGCCACUGGGAAACCAGAGCCUUCCAUUUCUUGGCGCCACAUCUCCCCAUCAGCCAAACCAUUUGAAAAUGGACAAUAUUUGGACAUUUAUGGAAUCACCCGGGACCAGGCUGGGGAAUAUGAAUGCAGUGCUGAAAACGAUGUGUCAUUCCCAGAUGUGAGAAAAGUAAAAGUUGUCGUCAACUUUGCUCCUACGAUUCAGGAAAUUAAAUCUGGCACUGUGACCCCUGGACGCAGUGGAUUGAUAAGAUGCGAAGGUGCAGGUGUGCCGCCUCCGGCGUUUGAAUGGUACAAAGGAGAGAAGAAACUCUUCAAUGGCCAACAAGGAAUUAUUAUUCAGAAUUUUAGCACAAGAUCCAUUCUCACUGUUACCAAUGUGACACAGGAGCACUUCGGCAACUAUACUUGUGUGGCUGCCAACAAGCUGGGCACAACCAAUGCGAGCCUGCCUCUUAACCAAAUUAUUGAGCCUACUACCUCUAGUCCUGUCACAAGUCCAGGUCAGUAUCCACAUACAUUCACAAAGUAUGUUUGGGUACUUUUUCCAUUAAACAAGGCCUUCAUAUCAUAGAGAUAAACGGAGUUGAUCAUGGGCCGCAUGCUGGCGGUGCUGCUGUAAUGUCUGUUACUUGUCCUCGUCUAUCUGUGAUUUGUCCUUCCUUUGGAUUUUGUGAGCCGACCCUUGUUGGAAGUUAACAUCUUUUUUUUUUUUUUUCCCAUUCUAUAGGGCUUAUGCAGUAAAUAUCUGUCACAUUGUAGAACAGUUGUAAGGUGAUUAGCUUCUGCAAUGGCAUUGCAAACAGAGCUAUAGAGAGUUUACAAGGUUUUCUGAGUAGCUAUUAAAAAACUAUUUACUUGGGCUUGGUAUUACAUUAUUAUAAAAUCAUUAUGAAGCAGGAAGGCAUUUAGUGCUCCUAAAAGGAACAAUAGCUGGAGGAAAACCUAUACUUCUGCUCUUGCAAUAUUAUACUGGGAGAUUUUUGGUCUCUUGAAACUGUCAAGUCAAAGGACUUAUUUCACUUGUUGGGCUUUAUUUCCAGAGUGUUCCUAAUUCAACCACAAAUUCUCAGUCUGAAAAGAUAGGCCAUUGCUAUAAGUGUGUUUUGGAGAGUUGCUUUCAACAGUGAACAUUCCUGAGUGACAUGAAAUCGAGAUAAAAGCUAUUGAUAUUAGAAACAAUCUUUAUCUUGUUAUAUAGGAAUUUAGCAGUUCAUUUUGAAUGUUGGCUGCUGGCUAUUUUAAGAAAAAAGUGGAAGUGCUGAAGUUGUUUAGCUUUGAAAAGUUCAUAGGGAUUUCUUAUAACUGCUGAGUUAAAGGAUUUGUUGAUGCUGCCUACCCAUAAAGAGGUGUAAGUUAGUUAAAUAGUUGUUUCUCCUCUCAUUCCAGAAAUGGCACUAAAUUUUAGUCUAAAACAGGAUUUGCUGAUUUGAGAAACUGAGUGUUUAAGAAAUGAAAAAAAAAUUCUAUCUCAGAUUGUAAUCAAUCAAAAAUGCUUUAAAUUGCUUUAGAUGAUUAUGAAUUACCCCCACCCCCAAAAUGAAGCAAGUUUGAGCAAGUCUAUGAUUAUGUAUUUAAAGAAUCUCAUAAUAUAACACUUUUGAGUCAAAUUAUAGAAUACAUUUUCAUAACCUCUCAAACAAGCAUAUUUGAGUAGUUUGUUUUAAAUUAUCUUAUAGUUGAUGCAUAUAACUUUCAACUAUGUGAUUAAUAACAGUUACCUAUUUUACAGAUGAGUUAAUAUCUUCUUAAAUUUGAGUGUCAUAUUAAAAUGAGUAUAAUUAGAACUACCAGUAAUCUGUAUCUCAUUUUUAUUUCUUUUCUGUUUUAAAGAUUUAUUUUAUUUAUUUGGAAGGCAGAGUCACAGAGAGAGAGGGAAAGACAGAGAGAUUUUCCAUCUGUUUUUUCACUCCCCAAAUGGCUGCAACAGAUAGGACUGGGUUAGACAGAAGCUAGGAGCCGGAAGUUUCUUCUAGGUCUCCCACGUGGGUGACAGGGGAUAAGAUACUUGGGUCGUCUUCAUCUGCCUUCCCAGGCACAUUAGCAGGGAGUUGGAUUGUAAAGGGAGCAGCCGGGACUCAAACCAGUGCCCAUAUGGGAUGCAGGCACUGCAGACAAUGGCUUGACCCGCUGUGCCACAAUGCCAGCACCUGAAUCUCAUUAAAAGUUGUAAAGACCUACCAGCUCUGAUUUCUAGGAAUAUUGAUGGCCUUUACUGAAUAAUAUAACCUCAGGUUCAUAUGAGAUUUUAGAGUUAAUCUGGUUAGUAAACCUUAUUAUCUCCUUUUCUCCAUCAGUUUUAAAAAGAAUAUUAAGUAAUUUCCAUACUCCUAUGUUACCUAGUGAUUUGAAACAGAAAUUAGCUAAGUACUUACUUUCCUUCUUAGUCUGUGGCCCUAAUUAUUGGAUGAUGCCCUUAUAAAUUAAAAGGAUAGAGUACCAUCCUUAUCUAAUCAAAUAAAGAAAAUUGAAAUACAAAGAACUUUAAAAGGUAAAAUAUGGUGACAUCCAGUAACAUUGUGUUUGUUGACUUCAAAUUUUUGAAAAAUAGGUUUAUUGAGAAUAAGUAUAACAAGGUUUUUUUUAAGUAAUCUAUCUAUAUCAAAACCUCCUUCAAUGGUAGAAACAUUUUCAAAGAUAUUCGUGUUUUAAAAGUAACAAAAAAUUGUUUUUACUUUUAAGAAUAAGAAAGGUUCAUAAUUCUUCCCACAGUAUAUAGCAUACAGGUGAAAAUACAAACUUUGUAGUAAAUUGCCAAGGUGUGAAUCCCAACUCUACCUUUCAGCUGUGUCAGUUUCAUCCAAUUACUUAAGCUCUCUUGGACUCAGGUUGUUCCUUUGUAAAACUCAAUGGAGGUGCAGUAAUCAUGGUACCCACCACAUAGACUUAUUAUGAAAGUUGAAUAAGUCAGUAUUGAUAAAAUAUAUCUCCUGUUAUAUACAGAUAUAGAAAAAAUUUCAAUAACUUACAUAAAGACAAAAAAUGAACAAUAUAGUCUUUCAAGUAUCCUAAGACCUAAUAUCUGUUGCCUGUACAAUUCCCAAGCAACAGACAUUAUGUCCCCCAAUUGAUCAAUUUGUUGAUAAGGUAAAAUGUUUUGACGCUAUGAAAACUGAAUUCAUUAGGACUGCAAUUGUUCUUUUUUAAAAAUUGCUGUCAGAAAAGUUGGUAAAUAUGUGUUGAAUUGAAUUGAGCAAUGGGAAAACAAAUGCAGCUGUAAAUGAAACUCACCCUCCAUUAAUUGUGAAUUUGUUAAAAGCCUCUAGGGAACAGUUUGGUUAGGCAGAGAUUUAAAGAGUGUAUGGUGAUAGCAGGAUUCAAACAGUGGUCUAAAUGAUAAACAAAAGCUUUAAAACUAUGUGCAGUCUGCUGAGAGAGAUACCAAGAGAAGAAUUUGGCAAUAUAUAACCCUAGGCAAAAGAUCAUUAAAGGCACAUAGGAAAAUAAUUUGCUCAAUGAAUAACGCCAAACGUUUAAAAGUUCCAGUUGUUUUAAAUAAAGCUUUUUUUAAAAAAAAAAUUAUCCAAAUAACAAUAGUGAAUGAAAGUUCUCAUGAAAGUGUGCAGGAGAUAGGAAAUAUUAUCUUAUCUCACAAACUAGUCCAUUUGCUGCUUCUACAUAAGUGGCAAAAGAGAAUAUAAAAUAACAACACAGACCUCCUAUUUCCUACUAUUACUUCCCGAGAGUUAAAUCAAAGAUAAAGUGGAUAUAGUUAUAAAAAUAUUGAACACACUGAGAAUAGAAUGAAGAAAGUGGAUUUAUAUCAUUUAUGUGCAUAAGUUUAAGAAAUGGAGAUCUUGAAGACAUAACUUACAUUUUUAUAUAUUCCUGACAAGUUAGAAUCUGUUUCAAUUGAAAGGAAUGAAAACUGAAUUAUUAAUGUCAUUAUUCAAGAAAAGGCCACAAAAUAUAGCAUGUAAUGAGAACAAAAGAAAACUAUUCUUUGGUCAGUCUCAAAGUUUUAAAGGUAAGGGGCAUUUUCCUGAUGAAUGAGAUAUGCAGUGAAUUUGAAAAUUUAGACUACUUUUAUUGUAAUUGCCAUGUUAACAGCAUGCUACAGACUGUAAGUUUUUCUGGUCUAUAUUCUGGGCAUCAAGAUAAAAAAAUUACUACCAUUGGGUCAAUAACACCAGCAUCCUAUUAAAUCACUUACACUAUUUCCAUUUAACCAAAAAUAACAUGCAUUCUGGUGCUAACCUUUGGAGUUUAUUUUAAUUUUAACAUUAGACUUACAUUUUUUAAAGAGUGGAAAGGAGAUUGAGGUUGUCUACUUGGAAUAACAAUUAUUCCUAAAAGUAUUGGUUUGCUAGAACAUCCUACCUGUUCUUGAGUAUGUAAAAAAAGUACAUUCUGUUGAGACCUUGAUCACAAAUCAAUGCUGACUCAAUGAACAAUGAUGUCCUACUUCUGUUUUUAUAUUCUUAGUCCAUAACUAUCUACAUCACAUCAAAGUAAUCAUCGAGAAAGUUAAAGUUUUAGCCAAACCAGCAUUCACUUAGCUUCUUAUAGAUUCAGAACAUUAAUAAAUACUAAUUCAGCCAACCUUUUUAGUGCAAAGGCAGAUUAAAAUUAAGCAGUUUAUUUAAUGCACCACAGAUGCCCUGCCUAGCAUUUGUCGUUACUUUGUCGCUAGAAUUAACCUUCAGCAGACAUCAACUGAAAAUUAUUAUUCUGCAAGUAAUGUAACUUUUAAAUACAUUCCAUCGCUAUUCAUAAUAAAAAUGAUCCUAUGCAUGUAUCUUUUGGUAAAUGGAGAAGUGGCUAAAAAUAUUUUUAUAUAGGAUGAUAAACCAAAAAAUUAAACACAGACCCCUCAGUUGGACUUGGAAAUAUUAGUAUUUUAAAACAUCUAAUAUAAAAUAAGUUACAUUUACAAGAGUUUUAAAUUGUUUUUAAGUCCAUGAAAGAAGCCUAGUUUUAUACAAGAGAUGAGGAAGGAGACAAAACAAUUGCUUUACCAACGAUCACUCAACCAGGGUAUGGCAAAACCAAAAUUAAAAUGCCAGGGCUUUGCCAUCAAAUAUGUGUAUGAUGUGCCUCACUUUAAACAACAGAAAUUGUUUUCUUUUUGGAAAAAUAGAGUGAUGUAAUGUUUGUAAAGUGACAUAUUGGACUUCCUCAGAAAACAGCAUAUCAGGAAAGGAAAUCCCAUUUUAAAUUGAGUAAGUCUUAUUUGAUUCCUCUACUUAUCAAAUAAGUUUUCACUUUGUAUGCUUACUGAGUAUUAUUAAAAAGGAAAAUACCUUUAUUUAACUUAGCCCAGGAAGCCUUCUUACCCAAGUCCUCUGAAGAAUAUAGUUCACUAUUUAGCAAACAUUUACUGAGUAACAACUAUAUCAAGCAGUGAGUGCAGGGAACAUAUGGUUAUUAUCCUAAAUGGGUUUAUAAUCUACUAAGGAGACAAGCAAAUGUGUAGCUAACCAUUAUUUAAUAUAAUGUAUUCUGUAAUUUCAGCCUAAAGAAAGAAGCAGACAAUUUUGCCUGGAGGAAAUCUUUGCAUAUUUGAGCACAGUCUUCACAGAUUAGGUGUAAUUGGCAAGGAAUAGCAGCCAAGAGGUAGCCAAUCUACAAGAGUAAGGGUGAAUGCUGGCUUGAUUUCUGUGUCUAUAUAUAAAACCGUGUCUUGCAGGUCCUUCAUGGAGAUGGUUUCAGGUGGUUUCCCCAAAACUAGAGUCACUUAAUAAAGACUUUUCACUAAAAAAAAGGAGGUGGGGAGGGGGUUUACAAUCAAAUAGCUGCAAAAGACCUUUUGGUUUACAUUAGGUGGUAUCUAUUAUGAUCAUUUUUUGAAAUUUUUCUGGGAAGAAGAUAAUAUAAUAGAAAAGACAAAAUCAAUUUACCACCAAUUGGAAUAAAAUUCACUCUUUUGCAUAAUUUUAUAUUAAUAGAGGUUCCUAAAAUACUUUUAUGCUAGCAAGGCUUACAGUAAUCAAAGUAGGAUGUGAAACAAGGUUUUUUUGUUUUCAAAGAUUUAUUUUUUAUUUAUUUGAAAGGCAGAGUUACAGAGAGAUGAAUGAGAGCGAGAAAGAGGUCUUCGAUUCUGCUGGUUCACUCCUCAAAUGGCAUCAACAGACAGGGCUGGGCCAGGCUGAAGCCAAGAGCCCAGAGCCCCCUCCAGGUCUCCCACAUGGGUGCAGGGGCCCAAACACUUCAGCCAUCUUCCAUUGCUUUUCCAAGCACAUUAGCAGAGAGCUGGAUUAGAUAUGAAGCAACUGGUUCUCAAAUGGUCGUCCAUAUGGGAUGCACGACUUGUGAAACCAGGUUUCCUUAUUGCAUCAUCGAAUUGUAUGAUUGUAGCUAAUUAUCAAGAAUUUAUAUUUCCUCAAGAAAUUGAUGAAUGAAUCAGUGGUUUAGAAAACUAUAUAGUCCACAGGGUUACUGCAUAAGAAGGAUCUCACAGGUACCAGUAGUGUGUUCCAAUAAAACUCAUUCGUGUUUAGAAAGGAUUGGAAAAUUAUCAAUGAAACAUUAAGCAAAUUCCUUGUAGCAUGAAGCUUGAGUAAUGUGUCUAUUUGUUUAACAAACAGAAAAUUCAAAAACAUCAAUGACUAGAUCAAAUGCAUAUGCCUUACUAUACCUGAAUGGAUGGAAGGAUAAAUGGAUGACAAAUUUAUGUAUGAAUAUAGAUCUAUAACAUUAGAAAAGUGAGGAAACUGGGAAAUUAAAACUAAGCCAACUUAUGUAGUUCUGUCAGUUCCCAGGGACUUAGAAUCUAAAUGAGUCUCACACCACAGCAUUCAGUAGAGAUGCAGCUGCCCCAGCACACAUCUUUAUGAAUCUCCUAUUUCCAUGGAUGACAGAACAUGAAAACAGAAUGUAUUAAUAAAACACAAUAUGUGCUACAAUACAAAUAUGUAAAAAGCACUCUAGGAACUCUAUUCCAGUCUGAGGAGCAGGAGAAAAGACCUUCUGGAGAAAGUGGUUCCUGGAUUUGUAGUUUAAACUUGAGAACAAAGGAGGAAAACCAUUCUACACCAAGCAAGUUCAAUAUGGGUGAAGGAACAGAGAGAUAAAACAACACAGUGCCCUUGAGGACAACUACAUGUCAUUUCUGGACAUAAAUAGGGCACAGAAAAGGGAACAGGACUAGGGAAGUAGAAAAAUCUGGACCCUGAAAGUUCUUAUGUACCUGGCUUGGAAGCUUGGUCAGUUUAGUCUUCAAUAUAAGUUUAUGAUUAAGUAUUCUUACGUAACUCUGAGGAUAAGGGUGAAGAAUUAAUUGUUAUGAGUAAAUGGUAUCAGAAAAGGUUAUUGUAUAACACCAGGAAAGAGAUGAUGAGAGCCUAAAAAAGGACAACAGUAGUAGGAAGGAAAGAAUGGAAGCAAUUCAAGCAUCAUUGAAAGAUCAGUACAUCAGGGCUUGGUUAUUCAUUAGAUUCAGAGGAGAGGGAGAGGAUGACACAAUGACCCAUUUCUAUGAGUAGGUAGGUAGUAGGGACACAAAUGGAGAUAGCGAAAAUACCUCGGAUGCUGUGACAAAUGGUUUGGACUUUAUCCUGUUGUAUGGAAAUGGAUUCAGCAUUUGCUUUAUUUUAAAUAGAGGAAUAAUAUUACUUUGGUGUUGUGAAAAUAUCAUUGUAUAAAAUGAGAAAAUUAAGAAUGAGGGCUAGGAAGUGUCGAGCAGUCUGUGAAAGCACGGCCUCUGGUUACGUGUGGUACCAUCUCUUAGGAAAAUGAUUAUCCGACAACAAACACCUCUCCACAAGUUGCAUGGUAAGUUCCUACAAAAUAGAUAUGAAACUUCUGGUAUUGUUUCAAAAUUUAUUUUUAGGAUUUGUUAAGGUUUGAGAGUUUUUCCCUAAUUUGAAACAAUCAAGAUUCCAUUAUUCUCUGAUUGUUAGUGUAAGGAAUAUAAGACAACUCAGAAUGUAUUUCAAAUUCCAACGUUACAUGCCUGAAUAUAGUGAAUUUAGAUAUUAAUUAUAAUUAUCCAUAAUUAGUGGAUUAAUUUUCAGAAAAAAUAGCACAGCAGAAAACCUAUGAUGUAAUUUAGGAUGAUACUCUUUUUAAAAAUAAUGGAAAAACUGGUAUACUCUCUCCUAAUUUUUGCUUCACAUUGUUUAUUCAAUCAUGUUUUUUCUUGACCUAUCUUCAGAUCUAUCUCAGAAUAUCAUUUUAGGGUAUUUUCAUCUACUUAGGACACAGAGUAAAGCACCACCAAUAUGUGUAUCAGUGCUUCAAAGUCACAUACUACAUGUGUUAGUUACAAAUCUUUAAUAUGCUAAAGUCCAAAAUGGAUCUCGUUGGCUAAAAUAAAAAUAUUUGUGGAGCUGUAGGGGAAAAAUCUGUUUCCUGCCUUACCAGCUUCUAGAGGGGCCCACUUUCUUUCACUCAUGUUCCUCUUCCGUCUUCAAAGCCAGAAGUAGCCAUUCAGGUCUUCCCUCUAUCAUGGCACCUUGAGACUGCCUCUUCUGCCUGCCUCUUCCACAUUUCAGAACCCUCAUGAUUACUUUGGAUGCAUGCCAGUGACAGGAUAAUCUUCCUAUUUUAAGGUCAACUAAUUAGCAACCAUAAUUUCAUCUACCAAGGAACCUUCAAGAAUCAGGAUGUGAACAUUUUUGGAAGGCCAUUAUUCUCCCUAUCAUACCAGGUGAACAACUAAUUCCUUUUCUGUGCAUCUAAUAUUUUCCCUUCAAACCUGCCAAGCCUCUUUGGAUUUGUCUGAUAUUCAAGACAAAUGAAUGUUGAUGUUUUAUAUGUUAAAUGUUCUUGUGCAAUAAUUUUACUGUAGAAAUUGUGAAAUGUUCUUUAAAAUUUUGUAAUUGUGAGAACACAUUGCUACCAACAGUAUUAUAAUACUUUUAAAACAAAUCAACUGAUAUUACACACAUACCUGUCUGUAAAACAAAAAGACAAAAGAUCUUUAUGUAAGAGAUAAAUCCCCACUGGCCCAGCAAAUAAUUAGAGAAGGCACCUAUAACAUGAAAGAAUCAGAAACACAAGUAAAUCUUGAAACAAUUGGAGUUAAUGAUUUUUCAGUCUAAGAAGUGAUUAGUCUUUCAACACAGCAUGUAGGAAAUGGUUCCUUUCCUGGACAAAGGAUUCUGUAGAUGCCAACAAAUACUUGCUUAUAGUUGUUCUAAAAAGGGACACAUAUAUUUUAAGUUACCUUUAAUUCUGGAGUGCUAAAGGUAAACAGAAAAGGAACAAUGCACUUUAAUGGAGAUUUUUUUUUUUUUUUAAUUUAGAAGAAUAGGGUAAAAUGAUUGGAAGGUGAGCUCUCUGAUUUUGCCUUUAUCACCUUUGGGUAACCUGGUUUCUGUUUACUGCCCCUUUGCCGCCUCUAGAACGCCAGUAUCCUCAGUCAGUCAUCAGCCAGAGCUUCUCAUGCAACUUGGAAUCCAGCACAAGGGUUAUCAUAUGAAAUUAGACAAUGUUUUCUAGGUCUUGUUAUCAGAUCAGUUAUUAAACCAAAGCAUGAAUGUGUGAUAGUCCUAGUGAUGACGAAGCUCAAAUUCACCUUCCUGGGAGUAUUUGUGUUUUAAAAGAAGCUGCUAGUUGAACCCUAAAUAAUUUAUUUCUGGGAAAAGCACUUAGCCUAGUGGUUCAGGAACAAGUUUAGAUGCGUUUAUUCCUUAUCUUAAUACAUAACUUCAAACCCCAAUUCGACUCCAAAUUCUAAAUUCCUGCUAAUGCAGACUCUAAGAGGCAGCAAGUUUUGGCUCAAGUAGUUGGGCCCCAUCACCUCUAUGGGAAACUGCAUUCCCAGACCCUGGUUUCAUCCUGGUCUAGCCCACACCAUUGUGAGCACUUGGAGAAUGAACCAGUGGAAUCAGCAGAUGAGAGCUCUGUCUUUCUCUUUGUCUCUCCUUUCUUCCAUCCAUUCCUCCCUUUCUCCCUCCCUUCUUUCUCUCUACCUUCUCAAAUAAAAUUUUUUUAAAGAUUCAUUUUAUUUAUUCAAAACACAGAGUUAGAGAGAAAGAGAGAGAGAGAGAGAGAGAGAAAGAGAGAGAGAGAGAGAAUCUAUCUGCUGGUUCACUCCCCAAAUGGCUGCAAUGACUGGAGCUGUGCCAAUCAGAAGCCAGGAGCCAGUAGUUUCUUCCAGGUUUCCCACAUGGGUGCAGGGGCCCAAGCACUUGGGCCAUCCUCCAUGCUUUCCCAGGUGCAUUAGCAGGAAGGUCUCAAAAUUUAAAGCUAUUUUUAAACAAUAAAUAAAAAAAUAAUUUAUAUUAAUGAUGGGGAUAUUGUGCAGUGAUAUAGAAACAUGGAAUGGAUGUUAUUAGAUAUGGAGACUUUUUCUUUUCAUAGGCAUCACUAAGUCCAGGCACCCACACCCUUGGACUACCUGGUCAUCCAGAAAAUUGUAGAAGUUUACUUUGCAUCUUCCUUCAAUUUUUUACCUUAAAUAGACUAAAUACAGACUUACAAGAGCAAAUAGACCAUGCUUAUUUCUGGUUCACUUAAAGAUAAUGCACAUACCUAUCUUUCAGUGUUGAGUUAUAAUUUAAGAAGUAUUUUCAAUACUACUUUAAAAAUACAUAUUAAGAUACAUAAAUUAUUUGCAUCAGUGUUUUAUAGACAAGAAAUGUGAAGUUCAGAGAAGUUAUACAAUUUACCCAAGAACACACAAAUGCAGCAAGUAUUUUCUGGGUUCUGGAUUUUCCUGCAUUACAUUAGACAUUUCACAUAUAUUCUCAUCCCAUCUUCACAAAACCCAAUAAUCCAAACUCAUCUGCUAAAUAGCUCCUGGAUAAUGAUCCAAAAUCUGAACCAUUGUAAGUGGAGAGUCCUUGUUUGGGCACUUUUAUUCUAAUAACAGACCAACUAGUUUUCUACCUAAAAUAAACCACCUCUAUUUUGUUCAUCUAAACAAACAAAAUAUGACAUUUUUAACAUCACCUUUUCUGUCUUUGAGAUUCUGUUAGUGGUUUUCAAAAAACCUAUGGACAUAUGGACUUUCUGACUCUAGCCAUGAAGCCAGGCUAUCAGAAAUCUUCCCAGUUCAUAAAAUGACAAUUAUAUUCACUUAUCGCCUUUUAUUGCAUCAGAGUAGUACCGAUGGACUCAGCAAUAAACAAAUGAGCAUGUGAGUUUGCAUCUUUACCAUUAGGCUUUACUUGAAAGGCAUAGAGAGAUAUGGAGAGACACAGACAGAUGAACAGAAAUCUUCCACCUGCUGGUUCAUUUUUUAAAUUCCUGCCAUAGCUGGUCCUGUGGUUGGCUAAAGCUAGGAACCCAGAACUCACUCUAGUUCUCCCAUGCGAGUGGCAGGACUCAACCAGUUGAGCAUUCACCUGCUGCCUCCAAGAUUGUUCAUAAGCAGGAAACUGGAAUCAGAAGCAGAGGUAGUACUUGAACCCAGACACUCUUAUAUGAGAUACAGGCAUCCCAAGUGGCAUCAUAACCACUUUGCCAGAUACCCACUCCACAGGCUUGUUUUUUAGAAAAGUGUUGUGGGGGCAGACAGUGAGCAAUGAUAUCUUGUAUGCCAACUUUACAACUGAUAAUGGAAAGCUGACUAGGUUAACAUCAUAAAUAAAUAUAUUCUAUUAGCAGUAAUCCCUAUAGCUAAGCAAAAAUAGUGACAAGUCUCAUGAAUCAUCAUAAUACAUUCAUAAUACUUUUUUAUCCCUUUUUCUGGCAUUACCUUUUUUAUCAUUCUCUUACAUUUAACCACUAAACCCCCUUGAUUUCAGGAUUUUUUCUCAAAUGAAAUUGAGAUCAUACUCAGGUAUCCAGAGUUUUCUCACAUGAUCUCAUAGUUAGUAUUGACAGAUUGGGACUGUCUACUUUCUUAGAUAAUGAUUUUAAAUUCUUUAAGGGACUAGUGUUGUGGAACAUUGGGAUGAGACACCACUUGUAAUGCUAGCACCCCAUAUCAGAGUUCAAGUCCUGACAGCUCCACUUAUGGUCUACCUUCCUGCUAAUGUGCUUGGUAAGGCAGAGAAUGAUGGCCCAAUUGCUUAGGCCCCUGCCACCCAUGUGGCUCCUGGAUUUAACCUGGCCCAGUCCUGGCUGUUGCAGCCAUUUGGGAAGUGAACCAACAGAAGCAAGAUAUCAGUCUUUCCCACUCUUUUGCUCUGCCUUUCAAAUAAAUCUAAAGAAAUAUUUUUAAAAAGAAAUUACGUUCAAGGAUUCAAGGAUUCGUGGAGUAUCAAUUCACUAAUGCAUGUAUUUAACAUUCUUUUUUGUUGUUGUUCUUGUUAAAGAUUUCUUUAUUUAUUUGAAAGGCAGUGUUACAGGACUUACAUCUGCUGGCUCACUCUCCAAAUGGCUGCAACAGCCAGAGCUGGGCAGAUUCAAAGCCAGGAGCUCCUAGCUUCUUCCUGGUCUCCCACGUGGAUGCAGGGGCCUAAGCAUUUGGGCCAUCUUCCACUGCUUUCCCAGGCCAUAGCAGAGUGCUAAAUAGAAAGCAGAGAAGCCCAUAUGGGAUGCUGACACUGCAGGCAGUGGCUUCACGCACUAUACCACAACACCAGUCCCUCUUUCAAAAUUCUUUAUUAAGUAUCUAUUAUGUGCUACUUGUUGAGUUCAAUAAAAAGAGAAUCUGAGGAGAUAACACUAAGUAUAGUGGUAGAGGAAGGAAUGUGCUCUAUUCUUUUUAUUACCUCAUGUGCCAGAAAUUCCGUUUAUUGUAUGUGUUUAGAAUUGAGGAUAUGUGUUUCCUCAAGAAAUAAAGAAAUCUGGUAACUUUGGUAGUUUCUUGAUUAUUAGUUUUUGCUUUUGUGAAUUUCAAAUGCUUACAGUUCAUCACUCAUCUUGUUGUCUGAAUUUAGCAAAGCAAAGCGAAUUGUGAAGAGACAUUUCCUGUUAUAAUGUACUUAAUGAUGACCUGAUGCUAACAACUCUGUGCUUUUCACAGCCAGAAGAAUAUUGUCACUAGGUGGCACCUCAGUGCUAUAUUCUCUGCUGAAGAUUCAAAGUAUCCACUCCCUGUAUAUAUAUUGGUUUUUGUUGGAAUUUUUUUUUUCACAUGUUCUUUCUUCCUACAAGAACAUUCAGAAGGUUGUGAGCUACAUUAAUCCCUUGGAUGAGGGUUGCUCCAAUAGAUUUAGUAUCAUGUUGAAAUUAUUUAUAACCACUGACAAUUGAACAAUGAAAAUUAAGUCUUGUUGACCAUGGAGCCACACUAUGCCUCAACCUAUUUGUGCUUACUAUUUCAUUUGUUUAAGGCUGAAUAAAAUAGGACAGUAUACUCAGAAAACAUAAAAUAGUGAUUAGAAUGCUCUUAUUUACCCAAAAGGUCUGAAAUCGCCAGUUAUAUUUAGGGCUUCAGGCAUGUCUCAACUCACUUGAGAAGACUGAUGAGAAAGAUGUGGCCCAUGUCCUCAAUGAAAUGUCCUCUGGUAAUGUAGUUAUACAAGUUGAAAAGAUUAGGCUAGAUGACCUCAAAGUUUGCUUUCAAUUCUUAAUUUCUUUGAGUUUCCUAUAAAUUUAUAGAAGGGUAUGGAUAGAAAUCAGCUAUAAAACUGUUUGGGUAUUCCUUAUGGGCUUAUUUAAUUAACUGGUUCCCAGUAGGAUGGGUAUGUAGUCCUUCUGUAAUCUGAAAUGUCUGUAUUGACUGUAGGACUUUACAGUGAGGAAGAUUUAACCGAGACAAAUUUCUGACCCCAAGUUACAAGCCUUGGAACUGAACUCAGGUGAGGAAAAAGAACUCAUCAAAUUCCAAUAGUAUUAGGCUGCUAAAUAAAAUUUCUAAGAAUGAUAAGUUGCAACUAACUUGUCCUUCACUCUGGAAAGCUCCAAACCCCGCGGGUGACAUGACAAUGCAGAAAUUUCCAAUAGCUUCACUUAACCACAGAUUCGAGGGCAUUUGGACUCCUGCUGGAUUUGAUAGAGUAGCAGAAAACAUCUUGUGACAAAGAAAAGUGGGAUAACAGGUAUCUUCUUAAGUCAUAUUUGGUCACCUUUCCAUUUCUUCCAUCUUCUCUCCCAUUUUUUUUUCUGUCCCAGUCACGAUGGUAAAACUACAGAGGAGCUAUGGGUUCACUGAUUUUGCUUAGUUUUCAUAGAAAUUGUUCUUCAAUGUAGGUGGUAAGCAGGAUUUAACAUAAGGUACAAUUCAAGAAUUUGGACCUGUAUCUGCCCUCCAAGAAGAAAAACAGAAGACUUAAAUUCAAUUUUGGAUAAGUAAAAGGGAUUGUAGGCGUUCAACUGCCUACAAACAGCUUACAGAUCUUAGCAUAUCUAAUUAAAGAAUGUAGGAUGGGAAUUGGUAACCUGACAAUGAGAAUCAUUAAGACAAAACCAUUUAUUGACCCUUUCCCAUAAAGACUUCCCAGAAGAGAUUUCUUUGGCAAAGACGUGCAAUUGGGUCUUUCUGUCAGGGAGCAUUGGGUACUUGAAAUUAAAUAUGAUUCUGUACUUAUAGAACAACAUUAUGAUACCCAGAAGGAGGUCAGUGUGUCUUAGUGGACAGCCUUGAGGUAGAAAACUGGAUGACAGUCAUUAUCAUUUAUUAAGCAAUUACUCUGUGGCAGAGACUGUGUUAAAUAAUUUGAAAUACAUUUUCUCAGUUAACCUUCAUGACAGCCCUAACAGCGGAUAUUUUCAUCCCAAUUUACGGAGGAAACUAAGAAAGCUGAGAAGUGAUACAGCCAUGGCAGUCAGGAUUUAUCUAAAUCCUGUGGUCUUAAAAACUAAGCCAGUUUCUCAGUUGUCAUUCUCCCCCACACUCUUUGGAAGCCACAAAUUCUAUGAGAAAUUUAAAUUUUUGUCUUCAGUUUUUACGAUAAUCCUUAAAUAAUCAUUUUAUCUGAUAUAAAAAGAUACCUCUCUUAGCAGUGAAUAAUGAGAAAAUUUUUAAAAUUCCAUGUCCACACAUACAGUCACAAAUUCAUGAUACUUUCAUAUUUUCUCUUUAAAAGGAUUUCAUACAUAUCUCAAUUUGGAAGCACUCUAUCAAAAUAGGAUAUCUAGGACCUAAGUUUGGAUCUAACAUUAUGAUUUGCUAGCAAUGUGAUCUCAAGCAGGCUACCUACCUUCCGUGUGCCUCAGGCUAUUAUGGAGUUUCUCAUGGACCAUAAUGUAUUAUUUUCUUGCAUCAAUAAUAUCAGUAAUUCCAAUUUUUACAUUUUUCUAAUGAAUCAGUCUAUAUUCAAAGGUGAUGAUUAUACUUUAAAUAUUAUCAUGUGAGCUCUAAAGGCAAUGCAGUUAAUUUUUCUUUAUUUCUAAAAUCCUGAUGUAGAGGUCUGUCCAAUUUAGGUUUGAAUGUAAAGAAAGAAAGAAAUGCCUUAUUGUGUCUUCUUACUACAAGGUUUCUUUACAUUAGUUAAAUUUAAUAUAUUGUUUCAAUUUGCUUUUAUCUCAAUGCAAAUACAAAUACUAAUAUUUUGUAACCAUAAGAUACUAACAAAAGGACACAUCUUUCCUUGAUUCAACUUAUCUCAGGACAACUGUAGAACAGGCUCAAUCAAAAAAUGGCUUAUUUUAUAACAUCCUGACAUUGAUCCAGUAAAAUAAAUAAGUUAAAAUAAUAAUUUAACUCAGUAGAACUUCUAUGGAAGUCUAUGAGCUCCUGGAAGCUAAAAUUCUUUCUACUCUAUUUACUUGAGCUUCUUAUGAACAAUUGAAUGUAUUUUAUAUGGUAUAUGAUAAAAUAAAUAAAUAAAUAAAUAAAGGCUUUAGAAGACAGAGGAAAUCUGUAUAUUUCAUUGCAAAUGUCAAGAAUGUAUUUUGAAACAAGAUGAUUCUGGGGCCCAGCACUGUGGCACAGUGGAUAAAGCCACCAUCUGCAGUGCUACCCACCCAUAUGGGUGCCAGUUUGAGUCCCAGCUGUUUCACUUCCAAUCUGGCUCCUUGCUAAUGCACCUGGGAAAGCAACAGACCAUGGCCCAAGUACUUAGGCCGCUGUACCCAUGUGGGAGAACCAGAAGAAGCUCCUGGCUUCAGCCUGGCUCAAUGCUGGCCAUUGCAGCCAUUUGGGGAAUGAACCAGCAGAUGGAAGAUAUUUCUGUGUGUGUGUGUGUGUGUGUGUGUGUGUGUGUGUGUGUGUAACUCUGCCUUUCAAAUAAAAAAUAAAUAUUUGAAUAAAAAUAGUUGUAUUGGUCAAAUAGAUGUGGAAACUGUGAAUACUGUACCAGUGCCUUAGAGACUCAAGUCAUAUAUGAAGCACAUUACAGAUUCUGAAAAAUCCUGUAAAAAGGAAACCUGGUAAACUGUUAAAUUCAAGAGUCUUUUAAUUUUCUUGUGCGUGAAGUAAUACCCUUCCAUUUCUAUUAACCAAGGUCUGACUUUGCAGAACAUAUCAUGCUGAAACGUGGGUGUUGAUUGCAGUUAAACGGACUGAAAAGCAGUUUAAAUGUUCUGUCUUCACCUUACCUCCUCUUCUCCAAGGUACACUUUGGAGAUUGGAUCUGCAAAAUCAGCAGGUUCAUCCCAGCAGUCUGCCUUAGAUGUGGAGAACAUUUUGACAUUAGAUCAGGCCACAAGACUAAAUUAUGCCUUAGGAGACAUUUCAUAGCCUGAGAAAAGUAUGAGUAUAUUCAAUGCACAAACCUUCAGACGCAAAUCUAUCUUUUUUUUACAAAAGGUUUGACAUCUGACCAAAUAACUGUAGGGCAUUGUUCAAAAAACAUGUCACCAUUUUUUAGGAAUAUGAAUCAACUAUUCAAUGAUGUGUGUAUGCCAACUAAUAGAAGCUGUGUUUUUAUCAUAUACCAACUCAUCUUUAGGCCUGACAUUUUUUUUUCUUUUUAUUUAUUUAUUUAUUUAUUUUUAUUUAUUUUUUUGACAGGCAGAGUGGACAGUGAGAGAGAGAAACAGAGAGAAAGGUCUUCCUUUGCCGUUGGUUCACCCUCCAAUGGCCGCCACGGCUGGCGCACCGCGCUGAUCUGAAGGCAGGAGCCAGGUACUUAUCCUGGUCCCAUGGAGUGCAGGGCCCAAGUACUUGGGCCAUCCUCCACUGCACUCCCUGGCCACAGCAGAGAGCUGUCCUGGAAGAGGGGCAACUGGGACAGAAUCCGGUGCCCCGACCAGGACUAGAACCCGGUGUGCCGGUGCCGCAAAGUGGAGGAUUAGCCUAGUGAGCCGCGGCACCGGCUAGGCCUGAAAUUUAAAUUUUGGUGUGUACUAACAAAAAUAAACAUAUAUAUAUAUAUAUAUAUACACACACAUUUAAUCAAUACAAAGGUCAAUAGUAAAUAGACAGACAAUCUGAGAUUUAUUCUUUGGUACCAUUUAAGAAUAAAUGCCAAUUGUAUUGUAGAAUAAAAGAAACUCUGUGAUCAUUUUCAAAGAACACAUAAGAAAAUUUGUGCACUUUUUCAAUUAGCAUGUUUAGGUGUAUAAUUAUUUUUACAAACAUUACAAGUUGAAAAAGAGCUUACAAAGGUGUCUACUGUAGUAAGCUGAAAUGAUAAGGAAUAACUUUGUGGAUAAGCUGGCACUUCAUCUGAUGUUUGGAAGUUCAAAAAGAUUUACACAGGCAAAGAAGAUCAGAGCUUUUAUGUAACAUAAAGAAAUUGAUAAAUUCCAAAAUCAAGACAUUACUCUUGUCAAAAGCUAAGCUUUUCCUUUGGAAAUUACAAUAAAAUAUUAAAAUUAUGGUUUUGAUGGACAAAACCAGGAUAAAUUGAAGGAAGUGAUUACUGUCAUUUCCUCAUUAGGAUUAAUUUUAUAGGUCAUUGACUUGGGCUGACAUAUCUCUCAGGGCUAAGUCUUGUUCAAACUUUACAGUCAUUGACAAUAAUAUAUUCAACAUUACUGUAGCCAUAUUGACUUAUUACAUGGUGAGCUAAAUAAAAUUUAACCAUAGAUGAAUUUUGGGAAUUGUAUUUAUAUAAACAGAAAUAAUGAAUAAACUGUCCAGAAAUAAUGAAUAAACAAAAGAAUAAAUCGUUUGUUAUUAUGUUUCACUUUUUGACCCAAAAAACUAUAAGUCAGUAUACAUUUUAAGAUGUAUUUUGAAAAUUCAAUUUUAUAAGUAAUGACAUUAUUUAUGAAUGCUACAACUGGCAGUUCAGUAAGAUUCAAUGUUGGGAAGAGACUUGGAUUAAGUAGCUAAUGGCUGUGCAUUGAUCUGACAUUAAUUAUGGUGAGGUAUUUUAAUUCACAUGGUUUAGUAAAUCUCAGUACUUUGUUUUGGGUUUUAGUUAUUGCUCUGCUCAUGGUAGAUUGUUGCUGUAACAGGUAUGAUAAAUAAAACUCAACAUUUUGUUUUGAGGGUGAGUUACUCUUUGGUCUCCUAGUAGAUUAUUGCUAGGUCAGGGAUGACAAAUAUGUUUCAUCCUAUCUACUGCUAGUGACCAUCUACAGCAAAGAUUGAGAAGGAUCAUGUGUUAUUGUCAGGGCUCAGGAAGAAAUGAUGCUAUGAUAAGGUUACUAAUAUUUUAAUUCUGACUGGAAUAUAAGCAUUAUGAAGGCAGGAACUUCAUAGUUCUCUGUCUAUGUUUCAUCCUGAAUGCCUAUAAUAAUGAAUAGCAUGAUCAGCAUAUGGUAGACGGUACAUAUACACACAUAAGCGUACUUCAAAACAUACUUUGUGAAAAAAAAUGGAAUUAAGAGUGUCGCUCCCCCUCUUCGUGGAGGAACGACACAGGACCCUGCACUGUUCUUUCGUCUGCUCGGCCCUCCCCGGGUUUGCUGCUGGUUCUUCCCAGGUUGGCUACUGUCCCUUCCACCUCCGUGGAAGGGCGGUUCCCCCUGGCCACUUUCCCCACUUCCGCAGGGGAGCGGCACACCGCCGGCCGGCUCUCUCGGGGGCUGCACAGGUGUUCCUCCAGAUAGAUGUUCCCCUUACAUGUUCCUGGCGCAUGCCGUCUCUCUCCUCCUAUAUAGUCCUCCACCAAUCCUAACUCGGCUGCCCACACGCCGAGUACGCUGCUCUCCUCCAAUCAGGAGCAGGUCCUGCAGCUUGUCAAGUUGGUGAGAGGCAGCUGGGUAGAAGCUGUUGCCUCCUCCCCCAGCGCCAUAUUGUGGGAGAGCAGAUGCAGAGAAUAAGUCUUAAUUCCAGUAACUCAGUCCAGUCCGGGUUGCUCCCCACAUAAGAGAUAACUUUAUUUCAGUGAAAAUAAUUUUUGAAAUUCAUAGUUUUUUCAUAACACUUAUUUUACAUGAAGUUUUUGAAGACACUUACAUAUUAUACACACAUGUGCAUGUAUUAUAUAUAAAGAAGAGAAGGAGAAUGGCCAAACACAUGGCAUAUGUUUGCAUUUUCUGCACUAGGUGGUUGUAAAAUUCCAAGCUCUAUAAGCCACAGUCCUAUAUGUUGAAAUAUGAUGAGCUAGUAUGUUUUUAAAAUUUUUUUUGUAAUAUAAAAAAAGCAAAUGAUGACUUACACAUAUAAAGAGGUACUACAAUCUCGAUAAAUCACAAAAUGAAGCCUCAUAUUUUAGAAGGCUAUUCUGUUAGAAAUCUAAAGAAAGAUUAUGUUGAUACAUUGAACAGAAUGAAUUCUAGGUGAAAACUAAUGUCACUUAAUUUUUUUUAAAAAAGAGAAAAGAAAACAAAAGAAGCUUAAAUCCUAAAGUGCCCUCAAGGUCCUUAUUUUUUCUGCUGCCUUGGAAGUCAGUAGUCAACAAGGAUUUCUCACUGAGAGAGAGUGGAUUUGCCUUUGAAGCGACUUUGGAUAUAACUGGCUGCAUCUAAGAGAUGACAAUAAUGCAAGCCAAGAGACCUGGCAGACAGCUGGGUAGUGGGCACCCCCACAACUAUCUCCACUGAAUAUAUUCCCUAUAGUGAAGUAAUGACCUGGAGGUCUCCUAUGAUUAAGGCAAAUGAUCUCAUGAGUGGUCAUGAGUAUGCACUGAUUGGGCUUGGCAGAUUGCAUAAUCAAUUGCAAAUUAGCUUUUGGAAAUGACUGGCUGUACCCAGUGGGCAGAAGAAAUGGAAGCAAGGGGAUCUGGCAGACAGCAGGUACUCACAGCAGCUGUAUGAGUAACAUUCCCAUAAUUUACUGGUGAAGAGAGCCAAGCCUGGACCUUUCAUAGCUGUGCUUUUCAUUUCUGAUAUUUGGAGGGACUGCAGGAGCGAGCUGCACAUCCGAGCAAUUUACCUUCAGGGUAGCAGUAAAGCGGAGUGAGAAUGUCCUACUUACACUGGUACACCUCUUGAGGCAUGAUAUGCACAUCCUUUAUUCUUUAUAUCCAGAAGAAAAGUGCAGCACCUGCUCUGCUGCUAAUUGGAUACCAGACUUGUCUGAUAAAAGGAUAUUAAUUUUCACUUCAUAGAUUAAUAGACCUUGGGAAGUCAACUAGUCCAUCACACACUCUUACGGCAGUAUCCUUCCUAAACCAAAAGGAAGUGUUUGAAAAAGAUAAAGGAAUGUUUUACAAUGUUAUGAUUUUAAAUGCUAUAAACUUCACCUUAAUAAAUGCACAAAAAAAUGGCUAACCCAUUCCACACAAAGGAGAUAAUGGAUGGCCACAACUCUUAGCUACUAGAGGAAUCCUUGUCUUCCUGUUUAUAUAUCUUCCUUAUAUAUAUCUUAUUAUAGGUAGGGCCAGGCUCAGUCUCACAGAAAAAUACUAUUCAACCCAGCAAGUAUCAAUGAACUCAUAUUGAAGUGUUAGUGCUGUGUUAGGAUCUGUGGCAGUUUUUAAUUAUUAUUUCAUAUGUUUUAAUUCAACAUACAUUUAUUUCCAUAAGAGAAACAGGUAUGAGACUAUAUAAGAGAUUUAACCUUCUAUUUUGAAUGAAAUAUAGAAUAUAUAUUAUUUUGCAUCCCAUCUUGAAGAAAACAAAUACUAACAGAAAAGAAGAUUCUAAUCUGAAAACCCCAGUGUUACAUUUUCUCUUAGCUGAGAUAUUUGUUUGAUCUGUGUAUCACUGUCUUUAUGCUGCUUGUGCUUUUUUUUUUUUUGUAUAGUUUGAAAUUAUAUUUUUCUUCAUCCUUUUUGUUUAGCUUCUUAAAAACUCUGGAUUAUAUACUGAAAAAGAACCACACAGUAUCUUACACUACCACAAUUUGGAGAAACAACCAGUCUAUCCUGGGAAUCAGCUUCCUUGAGACUAAUUUCUUGAUAGAAAAGAUUGAAAACACUCUUUAAAAAAUUCUCCAAUCAUCUUAGGAAAAGUAUAUCUAAUUUUUAAGCUAUAAGAUGACACUAAAUGCUCCAUAUAAAAGAGAAGUACAUAUUUUAGGUAAUUCAGUGUAAACUCUCAUGCUUGUUUGAGAUAUGCAUAUAUAUAUAUUUAUAUAUGCAUACAUGUGAGUCUUAGGUAUUAUUUCAGAAGACUCUUUGAGCACAGGAAAUAAUAAAGAUACUUCACAUUGCUUACUGAAAAGAUAUAUUUGUUUUUAACAGAAAGGGUAAUUUAACAAGAGGAAUAGAAACAUCGUUUGUCAGUUGGUCAAUACUUAGCCCAGCAUAUGAAGCAGUGGCUGAUACAAGUUCAUCUAGACAGUUAUUUCCUAUUGGAAAUUUUAAUAUUAAUAAUUCUUCCCCCAGUUGUUUUUAUUCAGAAGAGUUUUGGAAACUGGACUACUACACUCUUCUUAUGUAAUUCAUGAAAGCUAGUGCUCACAUGGAAACCCGAUUAAGCACAUCAAAACCUAAUGCAUUAUUUUGAUAGAUUGAUUUUCCAGUACUGAGAAUGAAUGUUAGCUAAGUUGCAGGUGGUUUCACUAACUGUGGAGGACUCUAGUGGAAUGGAGAGUAUGUGCAUAAAGUACAUAUUUACACAUCCAUCCCAUGGAUAGGUUGUUUUAGGACUCUAGCAGGUAGAUAAUGAAUUCAUGUCUUGUUACUGAUCUACUGCACAUCUCCCUAGCUCAGCCGGAAUCUGUAGUGUGAUUUGAAGAGAACAAGAGAUAAUCAAACAUUCAGUUUUUAUAGAAUUGUCCCAAUUUAGGAUCCUUUAGGGUCCUCCAGGUUGCCUAUUUGAAAUGCCUUUCUUUCUGAAAAACCUUAUCUUGGGAUAAAAAAAUAAAUAAAAGAAUAUGCUCUGUAAUAAUCCCAGACCAAGGAAAUAUGAACCUUAGGUCCCCCUAAUAGUUUAUGGAGAGGUAAAAAUAAAAGCAGCAGACCAAGAUGUAUUAAACAUGGAAGGAUAUCAAACUUCUGGCCAGUGGGUACCUUCAUUCCUCCCAUCCCAUCUACUACUGCUUGCUGUUGUCCUGAAGCCAAGAAUCAACCUUCCAUGAAUAUCUUCUCCCAACUAAUUCCUGAUGUCAAUGUGAUCCCAUUUCUGUCCCUUUAAUUCUUCUGUGCCUGUUUCCACAUUGUUCAAUUUAUAUGCUAAUCAUUACUGCUCUUUCUGUUUUCUCUUUGUCUGUUUUGAUUUAUUUUUUAAAGAUUAUUUAUCUAUUUAUUUAUUUGAAAGGCAACACACACACAGAGGAGAGAGAGGGAGGGAGAGAAAGAGAAAAAGAGAGAGAGAAACAAAUGUUCUAUCCACUGAUUCACUCCCCAAAUGACCACAGCAGCCAAGGCUGGGCCGGACUGAAGCCAGGAGGCAGGAUCUCUAUCUGGAUUCCACGUUGGUGGAAGGGCCCAGAAUUUUUGCUAUCUUCCACCAUUUUCUCAGGCAUAUUAGGAGAACCUGGACCAGAAGCAUACCAGCCAGGACUCAAACUGCGACUCUGACAUAAGAUGCCAUCAUCAGAGCCAGUGGCUUUACUUGCUGCAUUACAACAACUGUUUUAAAAUGUUUCACACUAUUUUGAAUUGUCCCCUUUUAUUAAGUUGAGCAGGAGCCCCAUACCAAAUGUUAACAGAUUUCAUAUGAAAAGAAAAUAGGAGUGGUCUGCAUUGUGGCCCAGGAGGUUAAGCGACUGGCUGCAAUGCCAGCAUCCCUUAUGAGCACUGGUUUGAGUCCCAGCUGCUCCAUUUCCUAUCCAGUUCCCUAAUGAUACAUCUGGAAAAGCAGAAUAAAAUGGCUCAAUCACUUAGGCCCCUGCCAUCUAUAUGUCAGACCCUGAUAACGUUCCAGGCUCCUAGCGUCAGCUGGACCUAUCCCUUGCCCUUUGAGGCCAUUUGGGGGAUGAAUCAACAGGUGGAAGACUUUUUUCCCUUUCUCUCCCUCUGUGUGUGUGUAUAUGUAUGUGUGUGUAUCCUUCUUUCUAUGUAACUCUGCCUUUCAAAUAAAUAUGCAUUUUUAAAAGAUGUAUUGAUUUAUUGGAAAGGCAGAGUUACAGAAAGGCAGAGGCAGAGAGAAAGAGAGAGAUAGAGAGGUCUUCCAUCUGCUGGUUUACUACCCAGGUGGCUGCAGCAGGCAGAGCUGCACCCAUCUGAAGCCAGGAGCUAGGAGCUUCUUCCAGGUCCCCCAUGUGGGUGCAGGGGCCCAAGGACUUGUGCCAUCCUUUUUGCUUUCCCAGGCCAUAGCAGAGAGCUGGAUUGGGAGUGAGCAGCCAGGUCUCUAACCAGUGACUAUAUGGGGUGCCAGUGCUGCAGGCAGCAGCUUUGCACUCUACACCACAGUGCCAGCCCCUAAAUACAUAAUUUUUAUAAAAGAAAAUAGGAAAAUGUUGUAAUUAGGAGGUAAAAUACUAGUCACAGGCAGUGAGUAUACAGAAAAUAUUGAUCUUCUGAUAUAGUAAGAUGUGGAAAAGAAGAGAUCUAUUCCCAAAUUAUGAAGCCUCUGAAAUAACUUUCUGUCACAAAAAAGUUGCAAUAAUAAUCAGGUGAGGUGUCUUCAUCAAUUAUUUAUCCCUAGAGAGUAGAUAGCACAAUUUCAGUGCCUAUAUGUGCUCAAUAAAUGUUGUUGGAAUUGUGGAACUAUUUCCUUAAUGUAAUGGUUCCUUAGGAAAACACUUAAUGUGUCCUCAUUCCAGUAUCGUUACCAUCUUCUUUUUCAUAUAGUUUUUUACAGCAUCAAGCACAUAGCUUUUUUCCCUUCUUUCACUCUCUCCUGAUCUCUAAAGUUAUUUAGAUUACUAAAUAACUAUCAAACCAAAAUCGAAACCUGAUUGUACUUAAAAUUUCUGUCUAAUAACUUACUGCUAUGGUCUAUGUUAGCAACAACACUUUGGCCACUCCAUAUAAAUACCGUAUGUAUUUAGAGGAAGGUGACACCAAUGAUGGAGCUCAUACUUACAGGAUGUCUUAAGAAGCUUUAAGAAGGAAGUAGGUCUAUCUAAUGAGUUGAACCAACUGUACAAUUUGAAGGAACAGUCCACAGAAUAAUACCCUUAUUUCUUGGGGUCUCCAGGUACAUUCUCACUUCAGAACAGCUGGCUAUGAUGUCAGGAAUCCUCACAAUGAAAUUUGGGUUCUAUAAAUCACUAGAACAACAUAGAACUCACUGAAAACUAUUAUACUCACAGUUUAUUACAGGAAACCGAUAUAGAAAAUCAGUCAUAGAAAGAGAUGCACUGCUCAGAGCCUGUAGAGGUCCAAAUACACGGCUUCUGCUCAUCUUCCCCUGAGGUGCAUUGGACAGCAUUGCCUCCUCUGGCCCCAUGGUGAUACACACAGCGUGUUGCCAACAAAGAAGCUCACAUAAAACUUCACAUAAAACAAGUUUUUAUUGGGACUCAGUCACAGACGGUCUGUGUAGCUGCCCAUUGGUCUCCAGUCCCUCACAUGUUUCAGAUUACCUUUAAUCACCAGUUCCUCAUGAGGUCAGAACUGAUAGAGCAAGGCCUAAUGCGCCCAUCAUAAAUCGCAUUGUUAGUCUUUCUUGUGGUCAAAGGCCCCAGCAAACAAAGACUUACUAUCAGGCAGAACACUCCAGAAUUUAACGGUAAUCUGUUAGGUCAAAAGCCAGACCUUCAUUUGGGGAAGACCAAAUUUCUUACUACAUGGUCCAGAAUUGGUUUUAAAGGAAAGAGAAGAUGAACUUCGGUAUAAUGAAGAUUCAUAAUUUCAGGAAAAGAGGGAACAUCAGGAAAGGCUGGGACUGAGAGAAUGGAAAGCAUUGCUAAAGAUAGAAUUCCAGACUAGCUAAGCAGCCAAUGCUUUAGGAAGCUGAGGUUAAUGAGCUGGGUAGGGCAGAAGACAUAGAUUCUGAAUGACCUUUAAAGUCAAGUGGAGAUCAAGCACAAAAAUUUUGCUUUAGAGCAAUAAAAACUGGUAAUAGUUGAGAUUUUUGUAUUUUGAAGGUGAAUCCAUUGAUGGAAAUUCUGUGUGAAGAAAACAAGAAGUUGUCUGAUUUCUGGGCAACACAUUUUAAAUAAUGCUGACAACUAUAAAGGACCAACAAGGGCAAUCAAAAGGUUCAGAUCUAAUAUUUAUAUCAGACCCAAUUAUGAAAACAGAGUACAUUUAACUAGAUUUUAAAUACUUGGCUUAAGGGGACAAAAUAGCUUUCUUUGAAGGCUUGAUGAGAGUUCAUAUUUCAAGAAAGAAAAACUAGGACACAAAAGAGGAUGAUAGAACAAGAAAGACAUAAACUUACAUAUGUGGAUUUUUUUAUUAAUUAAAAUGUGAAUUAAUGAGAAACUGAAAAAAUCAGACUUCCCAUCACCAAGUAUUCAGAAGUAGUUAGCUAUUCAUCUUCCUUUCAGGCUUGUUUUGGAGAGAUUUUUGCACUGUAGGGUGCUGUCGUUUCCUGUUAUAGAAUUGUGUGUUUCUCUGAAGGACACAGGAUGAUUUGAAUGAAGGAGGACCUGACUUCAUGGCCAUCUUCUAGGAAACUGUAGAAAUACAAGCACAACAGGAUCCAGUUUGGGAGUAAGGUGAUGGUAACAACAAGAAAAGAGAAAGAUGAAAGAUGUUCCAAAGGAUAAAUGACCAGAACUUGGUGAAUGGCAAGACUGGAAGAGUGACUGGGAGGAAAAUGCAAAGAAUGUCCAUCUUCUAAUAUAAGUGACUAGAAUAACAGGAAGCAGAUGGUUGAAACAGAAUCUUCACAAUGGAGAUCAAUUUUGAGGGAAAGAUGGUGUAUUCUAUCUUGAACAUAAUGAUUCUGAAAUGAAGACAGAUGUCCAAGAGACAGGAGACAAGAGAUAGUUUACAUUUAUACUCCAGUGAGGGGCAAGCUUCUUCCAUUUUCACUGCUUAAAGAUUUUUGUUAAUUUUUGUUAAGGCAGUUUUCAAGAUGUGUUUUUCACUGAACAAUUAAAAUACCUGACACCUAAUAGAUUGUGAGUUUUUUGAGUGCAGUACCAAAGUUUUAGAAUCAUUGUAUUUGGCCAAAUAAUUUUGUCUUGCACAUAUUUAGUAUAUGUCUUUGUACUAAAUUAUUUAGGGUUAAAAAUCUGUGGUACCAGCAUCCCAUAAGGCUGCUGGUUCAAGUCCUGGCUGCUUCACUUCCAAUUCAGCUCUCUGCUAUGGCCUGGGAUAGCAAUAGAGCAUGGCCCAAGUCCUUGGGCCCCUGCACCCACAUGGGAGACCUGGAAGAAGCUCUUGGCUUCGAAGCACCUCAGCUCCAGCCAUUGCAGCCAGCUGGGGAGUGAGCCAGCAGUGGGAAGACUCUCUCUCUCUCUCUCUCUCUUUCUCUGUAUAACUCUGACUUUCAAAUAAAUAAAUAAAUAAAUGAAUCAUAAAAAAGAAAGAAAUGUGAAGAUGUGUCAGUAAUGGAUCUAGAGGAGGCAAAAUUAAAAAAAAAAAAAACUGCAGGAAGUCCAUAAAUAUAAAACUCAAGAAAGUAGGAGCUGGUGUUGUGAUAUAGUGAGUAAAAAUACUCCCAGCAAUGCUGACAUCCUGUAUGCACACAAGUUCAUGUGCUGGCUGCUCUACUUCUGAUUCAGCUCCAUGCUAAUGGCCUGUGAAAAGCAGUGGAAGAUGGCCCAAGUGUUUGGGCCCCUACCAUGCAUGUGGGAGACUCGGAUGAAGCUUAUGUCUCCUGGCUUCAGCCUGGCCUGGUGUUGACUGUUGUGGUCAUCUGGGGAGUAAAGCAGUGGAUAGACAAUCUCUCUCUCUCUCUCUCUCUCUCUCUCUCUCUGUGUGUGUGUCUGUGUGUGUGUGUGUGUCUCCUUCUCUCUCUGUAACUCUUUCAAAAAAAUAAAUAAAUUUUUGGCCGGCGCCGUGGCUCAAUAGGCUAAUCCUCCACCUUGCGGCGCCGGCACACCAGGUUCUAGUCCCAGUCGGGGCGCCGGAUUCUAUCCCGGUUGCCCCUCUUCCAGGCCAGCUCUCUGCUAUGGCCAGGGAGUGCAGUGGAGGAUGGCCCAGGUGCUUGGGCCCUGCACCCCAUGGGAGACCAGGAAAAGCACCUGGCUCCUGGCUCCUGCCAUCGGAUCAGUGCGGUGCGCCGGCUGCAGCGGCGGCCAUUGGAGGGUGAACCAACGGCAAAGGAAGACCUUUCUCUCUCUGUCUCUCUCUCUCACUGUCCACUCUGCCUGUCAAAAAUAAAUAAAUAAAUAAAUAAAUAAAUAAAAUAAAUUUAAAAAAUAAAUAAUUUUUUUAAAAACUCAAAGAAAUAUAGAAAAAAAAUAGCUUGACGCAGGAAAGAGGAAAGAGCUGAACCAGGAUACAGUGCUGUGUGAGAAAUGGGAGGAAGGUCAGUGUUAUGCAUUAUUAUAGACACCUGAAGGUGAGAGCAUUUAAACCAAGGAGCUAGAUAGCUGAGAGGUCUUGACAGUAAGAAUACAGGAAAAGUUUCAUGACUUUUUUCAAAAAGCACACAUAUAUUAAAGAAUUGUUAACAUUUUGCCAUACUCACCACAUAUGUAAACAGUAUACACACAUAAACAUAUUUUCUUGAUAGUGAUGGUGGGUAUAUCAAAAUUACAUAUUCAUAACAAAUAUAACAAACAAGCAAAGAUUUUUAUAUCAUUAUUUAAGGGAUAGAAUUCAGUAAAGACAACAUUUAUAAAUAUCUGUGUACCAGAAAUGACUUUUUGUUAAAGAUUUAAUUGAUGACAUUUGAGAACUAUUGAUGCUAUUAAAUAUGUUUUAGACUUUUCAUUAUAAAUAAAAUGUAGACCGUGUAAAAGGGACAUUUACAAAGGUGGUAAGAGUAAUAUCCUCUCUUAUAUCUGAAAUUCUUUCUUGGAUUUUAGCUUGCAUUUUAUUUAUUUAUUUAUUUAUUUUUAUGUUUAGAAAGCCAUAGCUAAUUUUAUUUAUUUUUUUUGUCCUGCUUCUUUUUUUUUUAACUUUUAUUUAAUGAAUAUAAAUUUCCAAAGUACAGCUUAUGGAUUACAAUGGCUUCCCCCCCAUAACAUCCCUCCCACCCGCAACCCUCCCCUUUCCCAUUAUCUCUCCCCUUCCAUUCACAUGAGGAUUAAUUUUCAAUUCUCUUUAUAUACAGAAGAUCAGUUUAGCAUACAUUAAGUAAAGAUUUCAACAGUUUGCUCCCACACAGAAACAUAAAGUGAAAAAUAAUAGAUGAUUUUUUUAAAUGAUGAUGAAAUCAGAUCAGACCUAUUGUCAUGUUUAAUCCCAGUGAGAGUCAAGUUGGGAAUUGCUAAUUUCUUCUCUUUUUUUUAACAGAAGAUCAGUUUAGUAUAUAUUAAGUAAAGAUUUCAACAGUUUGCACCCCCAUAGAAACACAAAGUGAAAUAUACUGUUUGAGUACUCGUUAUAGCAUUAAGCCUCAAUGUACAGCACAUUAAGGACAGAGAUCCUACAUGAGGAGUAAGUGCACAGUGACUCCUGUUGUUGACUUUACCAAUUGACACUCCUGUCUAUGGCAUCAGUCGGAGAACUCAAGGAGCUUGCAUUUUAUUAUUGAGCUAUGUCUUAAUCCAAUCCUGUUGCUAUAGUAAAAUACCACAGAUUGGAAAGUUUAUAAAUAAUACAAAUUUAGUUCUUAAAGUUUUGGGGCUGGAAAGUAUAAUAUCAAGGCACAGGCAGAUUCAAUGUUUGGUGAUGUCUUAGUCUCUGCUUCCAGGAUGGUGCCUUGAUGCUGUGUCCUCACAUGAGAGAAGGGCAAAAAGAGGGUGGCAGCUCUCUAAAUGCUCUUCUAUAAGAGCGUGAACCUUAUUUUGAAGUACUCAUGGCCUAGUCAUCUCCCAAAGGUUCUACUUCCUAGCACCACUACUUUGGAGUUUAGGUUUCAAUGUACCAACUUUGAAAGGACAUAUAAAUUUAGACCAAAGCACCAUUUUAAAUGAAACUGCAAAACUCACAUUUCUCUGUGCUAAGAUACCAAUAGAAGGAAAAACCACUAAGCACAUCUUGUUUGGUUUGCUUGUACAUUUUAUAUAUUUGGUAGGUAUCCUAUUUUUCCACUGUGAAGAUAUAGACCUUAGGAAAUGAAAUGAGAGAAUAUUUGCUAGUUACUGCCUACAGGCUAGAAAUAUGGAGAGACGAGGCUUUCCCAUGGCAGGGUUGAUUGACAUUAUACUAGGAUGAAGGGUGAAGAAAAACACCCUCUUGUGAGUUCAUGUUUUCACUUCAAGGAUGAAAAAGGUCAAGCCCUGAGGUGGCCACUAGAGGCUCCAGAAUAUGCCUUUUCUUUCCUCUUCUUCCAUCACACCACUUUCAUUAUAGUCAUCUUUAUCGUUGAGUCAGUCUCAAUCAUUUUCAUCUAUAGUCCAAAUAAAUAUUUAUUUCUCAAUGGAGAAGUCUGUAAGGUAUCAGAUUAUAUUAGCCUCUUUGCAUUAUUUAUUUGAUGAAUACUACCAGAAUGCCUGCUAUGAGCUACUCAUUGGGCUAUGGGCUUCUGGGAAACACUUUCUUAUUUAUCAGUUAAUAUGCUUUAGGCUUAACAUAAAUUCCAACCCACAGGUGCUUAACCAAUGUGGAAACAAUAUUAUUUCAUACAACAAGAAAUCAUCCCCAUAGCUAUUUAAUUCAAUGAUUCAGGAGUAAAUUCUUUCCAAUAUUUCAGCUCAGUGUUCUUCAAACAGCCAUUGAAGUUCUGAUUGACUGCUGCAGUUUCAAGCCUUCCAUGCAAGUACAUCAAUGUCAAAAAAGAAAAAAUAGGACCCCACUUGUACUUGUGUGUUUCUUUUUAUUGUGAGGAAAUGUCCCUCAGAAUCCCUGAGAGGUUAUCUCUACACAUGUUAUUGCCACGAUAUGACUCAAUCAUUAGAAAGACUGAGUCACAUGUCCCUUCUUAAAUCAAUCACAAGCUAGAGGAAUGGCAUCUACCAGACUGGUUUAGACUAAUCAGGAUUUACCCUUGAGUCACUGGAGUCUACCAGCAAGUAAGACAAUACUUGUUAUGUUCUGUAUUUGCAAGAAUAAAUGAUGUGUUAGAAAAAGCAAAAAAAAAAAAAAAAGAAAAGUUUGAGAAUCUGAACUCAUUUAGGUUAUACUGUAUGAUUUAGAUGUUGUUAUUGUUUGCAGAAUGCCAUUGGCCAUUUCCUAUUGUCACAAGCACUCUUCAGAUCAGAAUAAUGGGAUUUUAAAUUAAAUUAAAUAUAUAUCAAAGGCAUAUUAGCUCUAAAUUUGUGCUUCAAAUCUGAAAUAAUUAUAUAGCAGCUACUUUUAAUUUUGCUGGAUUUCACACAGUAUUGUUUUUGUUUAUAAUAUUCUUUUAUUAUUCUUUUGCUGAUCCAUGGGGUCAGUAGUGAUAGACCCAUCCUUCAUUUCUUAAUUUUAAAUUUUAUUUAAGUUAUACAAGUUUCAUGUAUAUAUACAGACUUAGUAGAAACAUAUCAAUACUUCCCCCCUCCUCCUACCCAACCAAGCUCCAACCCUACUUCCUCCUCCCUCUCAUAUUAUCACUCUUAAUUUUUACAAAGGUCUAUUUUCAGUUCACUUAAAGAUCAUAUAGUUAACCCUACACUAAGUAAAAGAGUUCAACAAAUAGUAUGGAAAACAAAACAAAAAACUAAAGAACAAAAAACAAAUAACACUGUUCCUCAACAGAAGAGAGACAAAGACUACAAAUAAUCACCAAACCUCAAAAUGUCCAUUUCACUCCUAAACAUUACAUUUUAGGUACUCAGUUAGUUACCUUGGAUCAAGAAAAACAAAUGACAUCUAUCUUUUUGGGGCUGGCUAAUUUCAUAAUAGUUUUCAAAAGACAGGAUUUCAUCUAUUUUUAUAGCUGAGUGGUAUUCCAUUGUGUAUAUUCACCAUAAUUUUUUUAUCCUGUCAAAAAUUGAUGGACAUCUGGGUUGAUUUCAUAUAUUAGCUAUUGUGAAUUGAGCUGCAAAGAACAUGAGGGUAUAGAUAACUCUUUGAGAUGCUGGUUUCUUUUGGUUUGGGUAAAUUCCCAGGAGAGGGAUAGCUGGACCAUAUGGUAGGACUAUAUUCAGAUUUCUGAGGUAUCUCUAUAUUGUCUUCCACAGUGGCUGAACUAGUUUACCUUUCCACCAAGAGUAGAUUAAGGUACAUUUUCUGCAUAUCCUCACCAACAUUUCUUGUUUGAUGAUUUCUGUAUGAGAGCCAUUCUAACUGGAGUGAGAUGAAACCUCAUUGUGGUUUUGAUUUUCAUUUCCCUGAUGGCUAGUGAUCCUGAGCAUUUUUUUUUCUUUUUUUAAAACUUUUAUUUAAUAAAUAUACAUUUUCAAAGAAAAACUUUUGGAUUACAGCAGCUUUUUCCCCCCAUAACCUCCCUCCCACCUGCAACCAUCCCAUCUUCCACUUCCUCUCCCAUCCCAUUCACAUUGAUUCAUUUUCAAUUAUCUUUAUAUACAGAAGAUCAGUUUAGUAUAUAUUAAGUAAAGAUGUCAACAGUUUGAACCCACACAGAAACACAAAGUGAAAAAUACUGUUUGAGUACUAGUUAUAGCAUUAAAUCUCAAUGUACAGCACACUAAGGACAGAGAUCCUACAUGAGGAGUAAGUGCACAGUGACUCCUGUUGCUUUAACAAUUGACACUCUUAUUUAUGAUGUCAGCAAUCACCUGAGGCUCUUGUCAUGAGCUGCCAAGGCUAUGGAAGCCUCUUGAUUUUGCCAACUCCGCUCUUAUUUAGACAAGGCCAUAGUCAAAGUGGAAAUUCUCUCCUCCCUUCAGAGAAUGGUACCUCCUUCUUUGAUGGCCUGUUCUUUCCAUUGGGAUCUCACUCACAGAUGUCUUUCAUUUAGGUCAUUUUUUUCCCCAGAGUGUCUUGGCUUUCCAUGCCGUGAAACUCUCAUGGGCUUUUCAGCCAGAUGGUGAUCCUGAGCAUUUUUUCAAGUGCCUGUUGGCCAUUUGAAUUUCUACUCUUGAAAAAUACCUGUUCAACUCCUUUAACCAUUUCUUAACUGGAUUAUUUAUUUUGUUGUUGUUGAGUUUCUUGAGCUCUUUAUAGAUUUUGAAUGUUAACCUUUUAUCAGUUUUAUAGUUUACAAUAUUUUCUCCCAUUCUGUUGGUUGCCUCCUCACUUUACUGAGUGUUCCUUUUGCAGUGCAGAAGCUUUUCAGAUUGAUGUAAUCCUAUUUGUCAGUCUUAGCUUUGAUUGCCUGUGCUUCUGUGUUCUUUUCCAAGGAAUAUUUGCCCUAUGCCAGUGGCUUACAGAGUUUCCCCAAUGAAAUUGGAUGGUAUCAGUUGUAGAUUUAGGUCUUUGAUCCUUUUUGAGUGAAUUUGUGUGCAAGAUGUAAGGUAUGGGCCUAGUUUCAUGCUUUUGAGACUGUUCUAGUUCCAGGGAUUGAUUUUAGCUCCUUUGUCAACAAUAAGUUAGUUGUAGAUGUGUGGAUUGAUUUCUGGAGUUUCUAUUCUGCUUUGUUGGUUCCUUGGUUAUCUGUUCUCCACCAGUACCAGGCUGUUUUGAUUAUAACUGUAGUAUCUGAAAUUAGAUAUUGUAAUGUCUCUGGCUUUGUAUUUGUUGUAUAAGAUUACUUUAGCUAUCUGAGUCUUUUGUGUUUCCAUAUGAAGUUUAGAAUCAUUUUUUCUAGAUCUGUGAAGGAUGUCAUUGGUGUUUUGAUUGGGAUGACAUUGAAUCUGUAAAGUGCUUUUGGUAACAUGGACAUUUUGAUGUUUAUUUGUCCAAUCCAUGAACAUGGAAUAUUUUUCAAUUUUUUAAUGUCUUCUAUUUCUUUCUUUAGUGUUUUAUAAUUUCCAUAAUAGAGAUCUUUGACAUACUUGAUUAAAUUUCUUCCAAGGUAUUUAGUUCUUUUUAGAGCUAUUGUGAAUGGGAUCGAUGUUAAAAGUUGUUUCUCAGCCGUGACAUUGUCUGUGUAUACAAAGGCUAUUGAUUUUUCUCUGUUGAUUUUAUAUCCUGCCACAUUAUAAAACUCUUUUAUGAGUUCAAUAGUCUCUCAAUGGAGUCUUUUGGAUCCCCUAAAUAUAGAAUCAUGGCAUCUGCAAAUAAAGAUAGUUUGAUUUCUUGCUUUCUAUUUUGUAUCCCUUUAUUUCUUUUUCUUGCCUAAUGGCUCUAGCUAAAAGUUCAGGGGCAAUUAUUAAAUAGCAAUGGUGAAAGUUAGCACCCUUGCCUGGUCCAGAUCUUAAAGGGAAUGUUUCCAGCUUUUCCCCAUUCAAUAUGAUGUUGGCAGUGGGUUUGUCAUAAAUUGCCUUGAUUGUGUUGAAGAAAGUUCCUUCUAUACACAUAUAUAUGUUGCCUAAGGUUUUCAUCAUGAAGGAUGUUGUAUUUUAUCAAAUACUUUCUCUGCACCUAUUGAGAUAACCAUAUGAUUUUUGUUCUUUGGUUUGUUAAUGUGGUGCAUCACAUUUAUUGGUUUGUGAAUGUUGAACCAUUCCUGCAUACCAGAGAUAAAUCCCAGUUGGUCUUUGUGAUGUGUUCUUGGAUUCAAUUAGCAAAUAAUUUAUUGAGGAUGUUCGCACCUAUGUUCAUCAGCGAUAUUCGUCUGUAGUUCUCUUUCUUGUUCAGGAAUUAAGGUCACAAUAUUUUUGUUGCCAAAAUGAAUAUAACCUUUGAGAAGAAUAAUUUAGAAAAUAAUUUUAAUAAUUAAUAAUAAUUUUUAAUAAAUACACCAUAAAUGAUAAAGCUUAGCCAUGGAAAGGUUUGUUACUAAUCUGAGGUCACAUAGCUCACACAAGAAAUCAGAAUCUUCUAUAGACAUUAUAUCAAUAGUCUGAAGAUUUUCUCCUAAUGCAAAAUAAAGAACAAUACAUAGCACAUAUCUAUUCAGCCUAUGAGUCAUAUGCUUAAAUUUUAAAUGGGUUAUAUUGAUUAGUAUCUAAGUGAUAAUACAAUUCAGUUUAAUACAUGGAUCAACCUAAGGUUAUUGCUUUAUUUAGGGUGAAGGAGAGAAUUUUUUUUUCUCUCCAGCAAGUGCAGUCAUUUUGGUCUCACAUUGUUUUGGUGCCAAGAUGUGAUGAAUUGAGAGCAAUGUAGCAAAUUCUCCUCCUUUAUAGGUAUGCACUUUUGUUUUCUGCUGUGUUUAUUUUAAACUAAAUCAAAUUGGCUUGAAUGGGAGAUUCCAGGGUAUCCUCUUAAGAGAUUAGACCAGUUAGACAAAUGUGGGCUUAGUGAGACAGCCAUGUUUAGCAGAAAUCCAGUUCUGUUUAAGUAUAAAAGGAGGUUUAGUGGUCUGAAAGAGCUGACGUUAACUCGUGGUUCUAGUACCAACUAGCUAUGUGACCUCAGAUUAGUAACAAACCUUUCCAUGGCUAAGCUUUAUCAUUUAUGGUGUAGUAAAAAACAGUGCCCUAUCAAUCAGUAUUCUAUGUGAAAACCAAUACUAACCAACUAUAAAUAAUUUAUACCAAAAGAGAUUUAUUAUGUGUUAAGUGCUAACAACAUCAAAAAGAGGCUGAGAAAACAGACUUGAGAACACACAGGGGACAAGGCAACACUGGAGGUCCAAAAGGUAGAAACUUGGAAACAGCAUAGAGCUGAUUGGGCCAGGCUCCACUGCUACUUCCAUAGUAGUAAUAAGAAAUAGCUUUCAGUCUACCUGGGAGAUUUCAAAUACCAGACAAGAGCUUCUUGGUCACUAAAUGUAGGUCAUUAUUCCUGCUCCCUGUGUUGUCUCAGACAGAAAAAUAGAAAAUUUGCUUCCCUUGGCUUGUAUUGAGAAACCUCUUCAUCAUUAAUACAUCCACCAAAGCUACAUAUAAUACGGGAGAAGUAAGUCUUCAGUGAAAAGAACAUGGGGUAUGUUCAUGCCCCUGCAUUCUCUCAUUUAAUUUUCAAAAGAACCCUGUAACAUAUUUAAAUCUCAGGAGACAAACUCAGAAGGAGUAAAUGACUUUCCAAAUUUACAUGAAUAGUAGGUAAAGUGACAAAGCCAGUUCCCAAUGUUUAAUACAUCAUCUUUGUAGGAAAGAAAACUUAGAAUUUUAUUGAAUUUCAAAUGGUCUGAUAUUUCUGUUUGUGUUAGUAGUUGCAGGCAACAGAUCCUCAAAGACAGGAAUCUAGGGUGAGUUACCUUUGAAGUCACGAGGGAUCUACUACUAACAGAAGAGUGAUACUGAUAGUUCAAAGUACAUGUUUGCAAAGAUGACAAAGGUAGUGGGUUAAUGUAGCCAAAAAAUGGGAUAAAGAAUCUGAUUCUGUGUUACUGCACGACAAUGUAGGUAGAAAGUAUAGCACUAUUUGGAAAAUAAUAAUUACUAGAAAUUGUACAAAAUCUUUGAAGAAGAUUCAGAAACCUUCAAUAUCACAAACUCUCAUUUCAGGACCUCACACAUGAAUCAAAGCAAAUUGAAGUUGCAAAAUUUGCUGUGACUUUUUAUAAGGAUUUAGGGCUGGCAAAAUUGUUUGAUAAGAUUGUAUUGAAAGAUUCAGGGCUGGCUCCAGGAUUGGUUCUGAAGACAAUAUUACCCAUCUUCCCACCAACGAAACUAAUACUUUGGCUGAUGUUGGGAAACAAAAGCUGUACCUAAAUUUUAAUCUGGAGACAGCAAGCAGUAACCAGAGCCACACCACUUCUGUAAGAUUUACAAGCAGAAAAGUGAACCACACACCACUCCUUCCCUCUCUAUUUAAGCUCUAAACCCCAGUCUUAAACAUAUACCUCCUUCUGAUUUGUGGGACAUAAAUCAUGUCUGGAAACCUAACUCCAGAUCUCUAUAGGACAGGAAGAAACAUCAGAAGGAUAUUGGAGGAGCUGGCACUGUGGCAUAGUGGGUAAAGCCACUGCCUGCAGUGCUGGCAUCCCAUUUGGGUGCCAGUUCUAGUCCCGGCUGCUCCUCUUCCAAUCCAGCUCUCUGCUAUGGCCUGGGAAAACAGAAGAUAGCCCAAGUCCUUGGGCCCCUGCACACACAUGGGAGACCCAGAGGAAGCUCCUGGCUCUUGGCUUUGGAUUGGCUCAGCUCCAGCCAUUGUGGCCAACUGGAGAGUGAAUCAGCAGAUGGAAGACCUCUCUCUCUGUGUCUCUCUCUCCUCUCUCUCUGCUUCUCCUUCUCUCUCUGUGUAACUCUUUCAGAUAAAUAAAAGAAUCUUUUUUUUUAAAAAAAGAAGGAUAUUGGAAGAAAUGUCAAGUAAGCUAAUUUGUAAUAUACACAUUAUUAGCAUCUUUUAAGGAAAUGUGUUCAAAUAAAAAAUAUGAUGAGUUGCUGAAAAUUUAUUACAUUGUAAAGAAAAUUAAUGGGCAUAUACAAUCUCUUGAAUUUCAAGAAAAAGUAAUUUUUCUUACCAGAGGGAAUGUUUUCUCAUUUUUACAAAAAUAGUUUUAAUGCAUGCUAAGAUGUUCAUACACUAUAGCAAGCUACUCAUACCGUAAGCAGUUUCUGAGCAAAGCUUUGUUAUUCAUAAAUCAGUAAUAUUUACUCCUAGGCUGGUUCAUUAUUUUCAUUUUGAGCCAUCUCGCGCAGCUUUAGUAUUAGUCAAUUUGGCUAAUGUUACAAAAAUGGGGGUAAAUAGUGUGAAACAGAGUGUGCAAACUCAGGCUUGAAAGACCUGGGUUAUGAGUGAAUAAAUGACUUGUGGAAUUUAGAAUAACAAUGUGUAAAAGGCAUGAAACUCUGAAACCAAGAUGAUUAGAGGGGCUCCAACUUAAAAGGUUCAGAGAACAAAAUACACAUCAGCAGAGGGCUCCUGUGUAGUUACAGAUAUUAUACUAAAAUGAUAUGCCUGGAGACACAGUAAGGGACAGAGGAAGGAAAGCAGUCCCUCGGUAGAUGGGAAGGAUGUUAUUGUGGCAUUAGGCAAGGUGUUACCAUGUAGGAUUAUUUCGCAAGAACUCCUGAUUCUGCUCUGUAGGGCUCUCAUGAUGAUUACCAGGGAUUACCUCCAAAAAAGGUGGAGUAGCCUCAGGAAGAAAAGGCUUGAUAUUUUUAGAGCAAAUCUUUCAUUUUCAAACAACUUUAAAGGUAUAAAAAAGUUCUACUAUAUGCAUUUUGUCUCUUAGUUGUACAGUCUGCAUAUGGAGUAGAAUUUGGUCAAAACCCUUCCCACUGCUGAAAUACCUUUGUGUUUUGGACAAUUGAGAAAAUACAGUCCUAUCCUUGACCAUUGUCUCAAGCCUAUUGUAUAGAGUACUAUGGAGGAAAAGGCAACUGAAAAUUUGGGAGACCCUAUGGUUCUGCAUAAUAAUAGAAAAUUAACUACAUCAUUUAUUGAUUUGUUAACUGUGUUACAUAUUUGACAUAAAUUAGAAUGCUUGUUUUUUUCUCUCUAGUUCUUUUCUUUUUUGCAUACAGAACAAAAAUAAUUUCUGAGAUGUCUAUUUCAGACUCAAAUAACAGACCCUUAGAGAAAUAUUCUUUGAAGAACCAACAUUUUAAUAGUUGGCGCAUAUUAGCAGCAUAAAGUUUCCAGAGAUGAAAGUACUAAGACCUGCUCUGUGCCUUGUAGGGUAUGUUUGAUUCUGUCACCUGGCUUGAGAAUGUGCUUGCCGUCACUGAAACAUCAGCUGGAUGUCCUCAAUUUUUUCAUAUUCUUCCCAUGUCUAAAAAGACAGGUUAAAUUUUGCCUUCUUUCCCAUGCAGAUAGCAUGGUGAGAGGGAGAAAAUAAUUGUAAAAACAAGUCAGUUAAAGAAGUGCUACACAAAAUACAUAAAGACCUCUCUAAAAUGCAACAAUAAAAACCACCUGAUUUUUAAAAUGGUCAAAAAAUUUAACAAACACUUAACCAAAAUAAUAAUAAUAAUACUAGUAAUAAUAAUAAUACAAAAUCGGCAAAAUAGCAUCUGAAAAGAAGUUCUACGUUGUGCUAAUGUGAAAUGGUACGGUUUGGUGAUUUCUUAUAAAACUGAACAUAUGAUCCAGAAAUUGCAUCCUUGAUAUUUAUCCAAAGGAGAUGAAAAUUUUUUGCAUACAAACUCCUGCACACCAAUGUUUAUAGCAGUUUUUAUUCAUAAUUGCCAAAGCUUGGAAGCAACCAAGAUAUCCUUUAGUAGGUGAUUGGAUAAAUAAACUGUCACAUAUCCAGAUAGUUGAAUGUUAUCUAGUGCUAAAAGGAAAUGAGCUAUCAAGCUAUAUUAAGAAAUUGAGGAAAGUUAAACACAUUUUAAGCAGUGAAAGAAGCCAACCUGAAAAGGCUACAUACUGUAUGAUUCCAAUCAUAUAAUAUUCUAGAAAACACAAAAUUGUGACAAUAGUAAGGAGAUCAGUGAUUGCCAAUGGCGAGGGGAAUGGCUUGGUUUAUAAGCAGAGCACAGUGGGUUUUCAGGUCAGUAUAAUAGCUACACUAUUAUAGUGGAUUCAAGGCAGUAAAUGAAGGGGCUUCAAAACCCUGUAGAAAUGAAAAUAAAGAAUAAUAUGCACUUUCCAUGAACUUUUUGAGGACUUCUCAUCAAUUUAUCCAAACCCAUAGAAUGUACAUUAAGAGUGAACUGUAGCCGGCGCCGCGGCUCACUAGGCUAAUCCUCCGCCUUGUGGCGCCGGCACACUGGGUUCUAGUCCCGGUCAGGGCGCCGGAUUCAGUCCCAGUUGCCCCUCUUCCAGGCCAGCUCUCUGCUGUGGCCAGGGAGUGCAGUGGAGGAUGGCCCAAGUACUUGGACCCUGCACCCGAUGGGAGAUCAGGAUAAGUACCUGGCUCCUGCCAUCGGAUCAGUGCAGUGCGUCGGCCGCGCCGGCCGCGGUGGCCAUUGGAGGGUGAACCAACGGCAAAGGAAGACCUUUCUCUCUGUCUCUCUUUCACUGUCCACUCUGCCUGUCAAAAAAAAAAAAAAAAAAGAGUGAACUGUAAACUCUGAAUUUUGGGGGAUAAUGAUAUAUCAACAUAAGUUCAUCAACUGCAACAAAUGUUCGGCUCUUGUGGAGGAUGUUGGUAAUGGGGGAAGCUAUGUGUAUGUCAGGGGAGGAAGUAUGAGGACUAUCCCUGUACCUUCUGCGAAUAUUGUAAAUGGAAGUAUUCUUUAAAAAAUAAAGUUUGUUUAAGAAGGUGACAAAAAUCACCACGAACAAAAAUUGUACAGUAAGUGAUAAGACCCGAGGGGAAGAGGAUAAGAAACGGAGUGAAUCUAACUUUUCUCUCUUUUCCAUCUGCUCCAGCAUACAAUUAUUUCUAUUAAAUGGAAAAUCUAAGGUAGUCAUGGUCAAAAUCAUAUCCAUCAUCUCACUGGAAUGACCUCAAUCUUGGGGACAAUCAUUUAAUCAGUAAAUUUUGUGCCUGCUAUUUAGAAAACACUCUGUAAAAUAUUUUCAUUUGUCAAAAAAUUUCAGCCAAGUUGUCAUCUCCAUACAUUAAAAGUUUAUUUUGUUCUAUUGUGUUUUCCAUGGCAAUUGGAAAUAGAAUUUCAUAUAAGAAAAAUUUGUACCAAAUUAAUGUGGCAGCACAAAGAAUUCUUAAUGAGCUAGGAGUAGUUCCUUUUUGUUUUUCACUGUGAUUUUGCAUCUUAUAUGGGCCUCAGUUUCUCCAGCCCUGAAAAAAGAAGUUGACCUGAAAGGCUUAGAUUUGUAUAAUCUUAUGCCAAUUUAUUCAGCUGCAGAAGUAUGGAAAAUUAUUAGUACUAUUGGAUGGAGGCUGACAAUGUAUUUUUGAAAAGAAAACUUACACUGAGGAUUCAGCAAUAAAUUGUUGUCUGAGAAGAUUUCAGUUGCACACACUUUCUGGUAAUAUCCAUUAUAUUAAAGGCCAUUUGUGAGGUUUCCAUAUGUUGAUUUAUUCUAGUCUGGGAUUGCUUUUUGAAGGGAUAAUCUCAUUUAUGAUAUUGCCUUUUUAAGAUGGAGAAGCAUUAUAAAAAAAGAUAAAUUUGCACUGCCAACAAAAUGCAAAUGACCACUAUUUUGAAGAAAUAAUUUCAAGGCUUUAUUUUAUACAGAUGUAUAUAGGUAUCCAUAUAUGUUUAAAGGUUACAGGCAAUAGCAAUAAAUAAAAUUAGUUGACCUAAGGAAUGAAAAAAUAACAUUAUAUGAAGAGAAAUAGUGUCUCACUUGUACUAAAGGUUAACAUCCAGCUGAUAUUUUAUCCAUGUAUCCAAAAGGAGUCACUUUUUAAAAUAUUCAGAUCACCCUAAAAUUGAUGUACAUGAAGCCUGAAGUACUGAAAUAGAAUGGAAAGCUGAUCUUGGCAAAACUAAUUCUCAGUCAAGGCUCCAAGUGCAUACACUCAUUAAGAAGAAUGUGGUAAUGGUUAAUCAUUUCCUGAAAAGUCUAUAUAGUUUUCAAGUUUAUGUACUUAUAAAACAUACUAGUUGUUUAAGUAAUCUACACUUUUUUCUCUUCACUCCUGAGGAAUUGGAAUCCAAUGAAGGAAAUUGUUAGUGAAAGUGACAUUUUAAAAACCCUUUUGGAUCCUGCUAUUAUAGAAAUUACUGUUAAAUUGUAGGUACUUUCAUUUAUUCUGUCUGUUUUAAGCCAAAAGCCAGAAAAUCUUAGCCACUUAAAAUCCACUGCUGAGUGCGGCUUUUGAACAGAGAUGGAACAUAUCUGACAUCAUUGUUGCAGCUUAGCCUCUCUUUCUGAGCCUGAACCAGGCUUUAAGCGCCUCAUCACAGCACACCUGGUCUCCGUCACCAGUGAGUAAAACUUGGCGCUGAAGAUAAAACCUUGAAUAGUGCCACCUUAAAUAUUCGAUACAUUUAUAAGUAAAUAUCUACACACACACUUGCUUCAUUGAAGUGAGCCAUCUCUGGAAAUUAAUAUACUGGUGAUAACAUCAUUUAUACCAUGGAAUAUCACAAUACUUCCUAAAUGGACUUCAUAUUACUACUGUUUCUCCCUUACAAUCUAUGUCCAAAUUUUAAAAUGAAUCUAUUCCUAAUUUUUAAAAACAUGUCAUUCCUCUUAUUAAAACUCUCCAGAAGUCUCCCUUUGGGAGUAAAUAUCCAGGACCUACAAUAAGCUGAAAACACCUUGAUGUUCUGGGAUCCUAUCAUAUCUCUGUCUUCCACCAGUGACCACUCACCUCCAAUCAGACUGUCUCUGUGCUAUUGCUAGAACAGGCCACGCCAGCUGGACUUCGUCUUAUACCCUUUUCCUAGACUGUUCCACCUCCUGGAACAUACUUCCUCAAAAUAUUCACAUGGCUUCUCACAGACUCUCAAAUGCCCCUUUGAGUGUGAUCUACCCUAACCACUUUUUUUUUUUACCUGAUUGCAUUCCACCUUACUAAUUUCAUUGUUUACCUUACUGGGAGGAAAUAUUUCCGUCCUUUUUUCUUUCUCCCUCCUUGCCCAGAAUGUACCUUUUAUCAAAGCAGUGCUUUAUUCACAACUCUAUUCCAGGCAGCAUCUAGUGAGCUAUUAUUUGUUGAAUUGAUGCAUACAUGACUCAAUGGAUUAAUAACAGCUGCCCACAGAAUAGAGACAGGAACAGAUGUAAAGUAGAGUUUUGAGUGAUAAACACAACUUCUGCAUGCCGUGUCCAAUCUGGAGGCUCGUUUUCUGUGGAUUAAAAGUGAUAGAUAUCACAACAUGUGUAUUUUAUAAAAAGCCACCUGCACAUCCUUAAAUGGCACAAAUUUCCUUGCAAAACUAAGGAAAUAAGAAUUAAAAAUGCAAAGACAGAACAAAAAAAGAUGUCUUAGUCAUAUCAUUUGAACCUGGGGUUUGUUUAAAAUAAUGAAUACUUUCUUCACAAUAUAAGUAUUUUUUAUCAGAAAAGUUCGUGAAUUACAUAAAUAUUUUUCACUGUUUCCUACCACUUAACAAUUUGUUCUGUUUUAUUUAGAAGGCUGAAUUGUGACAGAUGUUUUAUUCCUCUCCUGUUUAGUAAAACAUGCUAUAUCUCUGGUAUUUAAAAGAAAGAAUGUAACUUUUACCUAUAAUGUGACCAUGAAGCAUUUCUGCACUAGGCAAAUAAUAGAAAAAAAGCAGCAAAUAGUUUAAUGAAAUUUCAUACUUUAAAAAAUACCCUCUCAAAUAAAUGCUGAAAAGUCAGAGGUGGAGAACCAAGGAAAUCAGUUCCUAAGAUUCUGGACUACCCGUUAAUGAUGGGCACCCAGUGCACUCGGCUCUGGGGCUGCUGAUGGCGGAGCACAGGGCAGAGAGUGUGGGAAGGGCUAUGCUCCCGCUUUUGGAAGUGCUUCUUGCACUGACGCGGUUUGUGUUCUCAGGCAAGAACUACAUUCAUUCCUUUGUCUAGGAAAGGCUUCGAAUAGUUCUUACUGCCUUAAGUUAUAAAAUGAAUAUUUUUACAUAAAAUAAGCAGGCAAAACAGUUAUGAUGAUGCUUAUCUUUUAAUAAGCAUUAAAUGUUGUUAUUAUAUAAAAUAAAGGAAUUAAGGCUUAGCAGAAAGAGCCUAGGAUUUGGAUGUGAAAAGAGCCAAUCAGACUUAUUCUUCAAUCUCUAGUAGCUGUAAGACUUUUUGGUAAGUUACUUAACCCGCCUGGGCCCCUGUUUCAUUUAUUCUAAAUAAUCAGUAAGAAUCCCUGCCUCUCAGAACUCUGAGACAUUCAGAAAUUAGGUAUGUAAGAUGCUAACUGUAGUGCUUGGUGUGGCCAUGAUUCAUAAGUCUUUCUUUUAAAUAUUGCUUCUUGUGUUUUCAUCAGACACAGUUCCAUUUGUCUGCCAGUGGGUUCUGAGGCACCAAAGUGCUGUGAAGAUAAGCAAAGAUUCAGACAGUAGACAUCCUAUGUUUUAACUUAGUGCUAUAACUUCAUUCAUUCAUUCAACAAAUAUGAAUUGCCUAUAAUUUGUGUCAUCAGGGCCACAGGUGCAGGACCACAGCAGAAAACAAAAAUCCUGACACCCUUAUGGAGCUCCUCUUCUAACAGUAGGGGACAAACAAAAUAUACCAUGAGUAAGUAAGUUAUACAGUAUGUUAGAAUGUGGUGCAUUCUAUCUGAGAUAGAGUUGGGAGGAAUAAAAAGGAAGAGCAGUGAGUAGAACAAACAGAAUAGGUUGAGAGUUUGCUGUUUUAUGUAUUAGUUCCCUUUUAUCUGAAAAUGUUAGCAAAUUAUUUAACCCCUCUGUCAUCCAUCUCUUGAUCUAUAAAAUGACAGAGUUAAUAUAACCAAGUCCAUGUGACAGUAUUGAGGCUUACAAUGCCUGGCACAGUAAAUUUCCAUCAGGUUUUAGCUGUUUUAUUAGUCUUAGGAAUUUGGGAAAUAUGGUCACUGUAUUUAUACGGAUUGGCUGCAACGUAGUCAAGCCAUUCUAGUGAUUCAAUCUCUACUGUUUCAAAAGCCCGAAAAUGUUACAAGUCAGCCCUCCUUGAGAAUUCAAUUCUCUUUGAGAAUUUUAUAACCAAGCAAAUUUAUAAGAAACUUGUAAAAAAGAAAAAUGAUAUUCAAAACAUACUAAACAAUUGUGUGGCCAUGGCUCAGUAACAAAAGCAAUCACAGUGCCUCUCAGAAGCUUUCAUAAGGAAUACUCCCACAAUAAACAACAAAAUCAAUGACAGCGUUAAUUACCUAUUGGCAGGGAAAGAAGAUUCCCUAACAACUAGAGUCUCUGAUUUUCUCUUGAAUGAGAGCCUGCAAAUAGUUUCAAGUACAUCAAAUACCUAUAAAUAAAGAUUUUACACAAGAGAUGUUUAAGCCAUAACUCAAUUGGACCAAGAUUGGUGUGAAAACAGUUUCCCAGAAGCAAAGUUUUCUCCCUGAAACGAAUAUUUACCUUAAUUUUCCAUCACAAUGUAGGAAUGAGUGUCAGAAGGACCUAAUAAAAAAUGAAUAAAUAACACCUAGAUUCCUAUUCAAUAUUUUGCCUGUCUAGAAAAGAAAACAAGCAAGUGAGACAUACUUUUAUAAUGACAUUUUUCUACUGAUUGAUUCUACUGGAUAGUGAAUUUAUCUGGAUUACAUCUAACCAGCUAAAAUGGAAUGCUGAUUUUCUGAUUUGUUUUCAGUCCCACGUUCAGGUUAUGCUGUAGUGCUUCAGUGCUUAAGAGACAUGUAGUGAGUGAAAAAAAAGAGGGAGCAGGAACAAGACAGUAGGGAGCGAAUCCAGGUCAACCAAAGCACCAUAAUGAAAAAUCAUUAGCACUGAUUCAAUUUAUCAGUAUAGCCAAUCAGCCUUGAGGAAGAGUAGAGUUAAUAUUUGGAAAUUCAUAAAGCCAGGUAAGGUUAUUUAAUAUAUAAGAUUUUUAUAAUAAUAAAGUGAAAUGAUCAUUUCUAACUAGUUCACAUAUAAAAAUAUUUUAUUAAUAAAGUAGCUUUUAUGCUUCCAUUGCACAUUUUAAAUGUGAUAAGAAAGGGUUUGUAGAACUAUUCUGGCUGUAAUUUUAAGUGUCAGGUAAAAACAAAAUGGCUUAAUAAAUGGAAUAUGUUGGUUUGUGUAACCGAAUAGGUAACAGAUACUAGCUUUAGGUGAGAUUUCAUCUCGCUGUUUGUGGCGGGUCUCAGAGACAGCAUUUUCUCUUGUCUAUCUUGCUGCAUGUGCUCUUCAUCCCUAGACACCACCACUAAUACCAAAUUGUAGUUCUCUAAAUGAUAAAGCAGUCACAGGCCUCCCUCACUCACCCAGGGUCACGAGGGAACAGGGAGGGAGGAGAUGGUGGCUUUCAGUUCCUCUCACAUUCUGAGACUUGCUUUCCGCUCUGUGGUCCAAAUUGGUUCAUUAACUCUUUACUAUGUCCAGAGUAAUAGGCUAUGCUGACAUCUUAAGCCAGGUCAAGAAUCAAUGCCACUCUGAUCAGAGAAGAAGAGCACAGUUUCUAAAUGACUCAGAGCACAGUGUUAUUGUGGGCAAAGGCAAAGAAGGCAGACAUGGAAAAGGCAACAAAAACAUCCUUUUUAAAGUGUUAAACCUGUCAGCCACUAAAAAUAUGAUUUUGUGUGACAGUAGAGAGUGUUGGUGUAUUCACAAGCAGCUGUUGUGACUGUGAAUUAUUUUUCAUAGACUGGAAAAGGGAGUCCAUGGGCUAGAUCAAGAAAUCUGCCAAAGGCCACACAAAGGCAUUUCUGGUUUUGCUCUUGAGGAUUUUUGUAGGAUUUUAAUCAGGGGAAAAACAUGUUGGCCUUGACCUUCUUUAGAAUGGUUGUGGUGUUUUUUAUAUCACACACACACAUGUAUGCACACUACAUCUUGGCUUUGCCACAGUUAUUGUAUUUUUUAAUAGCAGAAGAAGUCAAUACUGUAAGAGAAUGACAGUUCCCGGAGAACAAAGACUGGGACAAAGGAUAAAGGCACACAUUCAUCUUGUAAGAAGCCCAUAGGGGGAGAAAAACUGCCCCAAUUCAACAGAGACUGUCCUUGGCUUAUUUGAAGAGAAAACACUGAUAAAAAUGAUACAAGAAAAGUACAACAUCACUGCAAUAUUUUUUUACUUCUCUUGCCCUCAGGCUUCCUACAGGUUUUGAUCUUUAACUUUGUGUAUCAAAAACUACAUUUCCCAGAGUGAAAUAUCAUUGUCUAACUAUGGGGAUAUCUUCUCAGUCUCUCAACAAGGCGUCUGAGAUCAAAUGCCAAAAUGUCUAUGGAAAACAAAUAUAGCAAAGCAACGAUAAUCUACCAGGGAAACAAAAUACCUCCAGCAAAAGGGUCAUGGAGGUUCAAUGAGGGCUUCCCCUCUGCCAACCCUGCUUUUCCUUAAAAGCACCCUUCUAUCCAUCUGGCAUCAAUGGCAGCUAACCCACCUAGAGUAACUGAACACUUUCUCCCAUCAAUUCACUAGACAGGAGUAAAUAAAAGGUGAAAGAGGAAGUCCCAGCCAAGCAGGGAGGGUGGCAGCCAGCCACGCUGCAGGCAUAAACAGUACUAUUAGAAGCAAGACACGCGGGCUCAGGAGGAGGCGAGAGUCAGGCAACACUAACUUGCCUUCAGCACUCUGGUGGUCUCAAGGGAGACAAUUAACGCAGUGUCACCAGAAGCAAACCUCAGCCUUUGACCAGUCCCCGUGAAAGGCGAAAAAUAGCUUUUCAUACACAGUUGUCAAGAAACCUGCUGAACAAAAGCAUCUGCCAAAUCUUCUGCCCUAAAGUUGGAAUUCCGAUGAAAGUCAACAGAAUUUGUUGCUAAAUCACAAAUAAAAGCAGUCUUUGAAAUAUCUGCCAGAUCCCUCCUAUUAUCAGUAUUAAGCAAGAAUAUCUAUUUUGGUUGUUCUUUUUUUUUUCUAGUUUAAAGCUGCAAAGGUUAAGAAAAUCUUUAAUAUAUGAGAUACUCUCCAAAACCCUCAGUUAGAAUGAAAAUUGAUUCACAGACAAGAUUCUUCCCAUGUGGAUAUAAGCUACUACUUAGCUACAUUUGCCCUUUGUAGGCAAAUCAUAGCGAAGGAAAUAACUGAAUUAUGCACGAAUGAAGGAUUUUUGUUUCACCUGGUUUAAUUCGGAAGGUUCCCAAAAAUCACCCUCUGUUUUGCUAAUUUACCAGAGGAACUUAUACAACUCACUGAAAACUGAUGUACUCAUGAUUGUAUAUUACAGCUAAAGGUUAUAUAUAUUUUUUAUUUAUUUACUUGAGAGGUAGAGUUACAGACAAUGAUAGAGAGAGACAGAGAGAAAGGUCUUGCAUCGGAUGGUUCACCCCCCCAAAUGGCCGCAAUGGCUGGAGCUAUGCCUAUCGGAAGCCAGGAGCCAGGAGCCUCUUCCAGGUCUCCCACGUGGGUGCAGGUACCCAAGCACUUGGGCCAUCCUCCACUGCCUUCCUGGGCCACAGCAGAAAGCUGGACUGCAAGAGGAGCAACUGGGACUAGAACCGGCACCCAUAUGGGAUGUCAACGCCACAGGCGGAGGAUUAACCUAGUGCACCACGGCGCCAGCCCCUAAAGGUUACGUAUUAAAAUCAGCACUGGGAAGACUCCAAAAGAAAGUUCCAAACAUGGAGCUUCCAUUGUCCUCUAUGGAGUCAUAAACAGCACUUUCUCAGUUUUCGUAUGGGGCUUAAUGAACAGAGCAUUUAUUGCUAACCAAGGAAGCUCACUUGAAUCUUGGUGUCUACUGAGGUUCCAUGAUACAAACACAAUUGACUGCCCAUGUGGCUUUUCCAGCUUCCAGUUGCUCCAGAGGUCAAGCUGAUACCAUCUGAUCCAAAACCAGACUCGAAAUCACAUGGCUGCUGUGACUUAAGACUCACAUCCCACAUUACUACCAACUGUCCUAAGGUAUUCAGACUCUCCCAUCAGGCAUAACAUUCCAGGAGUUUAGAGAUUAUCUCCUAGAAGCCAAAGGGAAAACCAGAGCUUUCGUUGCAGAAGGUUAAAAUAGUUAAACACCAGAAAAAAUAUGAAACAUCAAAUACUAUUUCUCUUAUUAAAUAUUAAUUUUUGUUGUCAAAAAUGACAGUUGAAGGCAUGAAAAGUGUGAGAGAUGAGAAACACAGCAUCUACCCUAUGCCAUUUAAGUUCUCAAUUUCCUUCAUUGUUAUCUUUACCAAAUAAGAAGUUUAACAAGUUAAAAGCAAAAAGACCAUAGUUUAGUGGAAAUACAGACUGUGGAAAUGUAUAUUAUCAAAAAAGUACAUAUGGAUUUGAAAAUUUUUGCACCAAAAUAAAGCCAACUUUUAAUUCUAUUAUUCCACAAACAUUUUUUAAGUUCUCUCAUAAACCAUGUUCUGUAUCCACCAUUGUUGCUUUUAUAUCAUUCUCCCCUCUGGGUUAACUCUUGUCUCUGCUCAAAUUUAUUUUUUGGUUAAUUCAGUGUGAGUCUGAGGAUGGCAAGUUUUUUUAUCCUAUGUGUGUCUGAAAGUUUGUUCAGGAUUUUCUGAUGACGGUUGUGUUAACUCAGAGUUCAAUUGGCAUAGAGCAGUUCUGAACAGUGGAAAUAUUACUGAGCAUCAAACUUUAUUAAUGAUUUAAAAGAUACAGGCAAGAGCAGGCUAUGGGAAGACAUUCAUUUCCUGCAGGAACGCACAAACAAAUGUAGCUUCCAAAAAUGUUCCUUUCUUCAGAAUGUGUUGAGUAAUAUUGGGUAACAUAUGCCCAUUGUUCACAAAAGAAUCCAUUAGAUAUUUGAAGCUCAUUGAUUUUCUACUCCAAUAAUUACAAAUGUAGCUGAUUGCUUAGAUGGUUUUCAAUCUUCCCCACAUCCUGUUAUCCUGCAAGUUAUGCCCCAGACAUCUGUAAGGUCCAAGUUAAUUUACAAUAAGCAAAUCUAGUUGUACCAAAUACUUCCUAUGAAGAACAUUUUCUUCAUAAAGACUCCUUAUGUGUGUUAAAUACUAUUAUCAUACUACAAAGACAACUGUUCAAAGUCAUUGGUGUGUUGAUAAAGAAAUACUCUGGAGUGGGGGCGGCGCUGUGGCACAGUGGGUUAAUCCUCUGUCUGCAGUGCCGGCAGCCAAUAUGGACGCCGGUACUGGUCCCAGCUGCUCCUCUUGCAAUUCAGCUCUCUGCUAUGGCCUGGGAAAGUAGUAGAGGAUGGCCCAAGUGCUUGGGCCCCUGCACCCAUGUGGGAGACCAGAGGAAGCUUCUGUCUCCUGGCUUCGGAUUGGCAUAGCUCCGGCCAUUGCAGCCAUCUGGGGAGUGAACCAGCGAGUGGAAGACCUUUCUCUCUGUCUCUCCCUCUCACUGUCUAUAACAAUAUCUCUCAAAUAAAUACAUAAAAAUCUAAAAAAAAAAAAAAAAGUACACUGGAGGGCCAUUCCUGUGCCCUGGAUACACCAUUUUGAGAAUUUGUGAGUUGGAGAUACUGCCUUUUUUUUUUUUUUUU